This is a messenger RNA of Podarcis lilfordi (Lilford's wall lizard), 69846 nucleotides long. The record is from the annotation of a GenBank genome assembly. Lineage: Eukaryota; Metazoa; Chordata; Lepidosauria; Squamata; Lacertidae.
UGGUGACGUAAGCCAGAAGCCCUGUCUCUCUCUCUCUCUCUCUCUUCUGUGUGUGAGUGUGUGUGUGUGAGUGUGUGUCUCUCUCUUUCUCUCUCUCUCUCUCUCUCUCUCUUCCCCCUCUUCCCCCUCCCUUCCCAAGCUCUCUAACAUUAAAGCGAAAAUGCUCCUUUCUGUGCCUCCUCGUGCAGGGAUCGCCACUUUUGGCUACAGCAAGAGCAACAAGAAGGUAAGGAAGAAGCCAGUCCUGGUUCCCCACCACCUCACCUCCCCUUUCUGCUUCCUAUUUCCAAGAUCUUGGAAACGUCCUUGGCUUAGAGACGGGAGGAGAAGUUAAAAAAAAAGGGGGGGUUUGAGGAAAACCAGGGUUGCCUUCCCCACCAGCCCGCUGUGGUGGUGUUGGUGUCUGAAGGGGAGACAGAUCUUGCCAAUUAUUUGGGGUGGUUAGGAAGCUAGGAGGUUGGCUUCCCAACAGGGAAGCCCACCUCCAGGGUUGGCUGAUCUUGGCCUCUGUUCCGGGGUGACCCCCAUCCGCCCCUCGCACCACCAGACCCCUCUUGCCAAGGCCUGAGUCUUCCCAAGGGCGACUUUGAGUCCGGAGCGAUGGGGACGAAAAAAUAGAAUAAAAAAAUAAGCUGGGUAGACCAGAACAACAGGCAGCGAAAUCACAGCACUUCGUGAAUCUCCCUGGGACAUUAAUAUUCUGUGGGUUCCUCCCUGCACCCCUGAUUAUGGGGUGUUUGCUUUCUCGUCUGGGUUUUUUUUUUUUUUUUUGGCUAGGGGGAACGGAGGACCUGCAUCCAGGAGGGGCUGGGUACUGGAAGCAGGCAGUUCAAAUUCUAGGCAUGGGGUGUUCACACCAGGAUCAGACUGAGGCCUUGUUUUUUAACCCUCUCCUGACUCUUUCCAGGGGGAUGGAGACUUCUGAAUCCACCCCCAGCGGGGUAUUCUCGAGGGUGGGGUUCCAGGAUGUGGUUUCUAUGGCAUCCACGUGUUCUGAGGAAGAGUGUGCCAUAAAGGAGGCUUCCCCCCUUCCUCUUCCACCGCCCUUUCUGCUCCCCACAUCUGGGGUGAGGCGAGAAUACUCUGCAUGCCAGGGAAGAUGGGACAUGUAGCUUGCAGGAGGAUGCGAGGGAGCUGUAAGAAAUGGGGGCUUGAACCCAGCGCCACCCCCUCCUCGUCAGGACUGUCAUUCGGAACCUGAAUAGCCUUGUCAGGUUUGGAAAAUGCAUCUUGACUAGCCUGGGUAUUUAUUUGAACGCUCGGGUGUGGAUUAUUUUCCCCUCUGGCAAGAAGUGCGGUCUAGUGGUACUCUAGGGUUUCAGGGAACCCCAGGUUAUAUCUCUAGCCGGGGCAGGGAAGAAGGAUAGAAGGGGGAGACCCCCGGGAAGUUGGAAAUAGGAGCCCAGACUUCUGGCAUUUUAAAUAUCCACCUUAUCUCUAUUGUUGAUUCACUGUGUGACCUUGUAUGCAUAUGGUGUUGGGUUAAAGGGGUGGUGGUGGCAGGGGAGAAUAAGCUUGUUACCUGUUCUGUGCCUCAGUUUCCUCUCUGUCUGUCCCCGGGACUGUGGAAGAUCUACAGCAAAUGUGAAAAUUGCAGGCACUAUAGUAAUGCGUUUGGACAGAAACCUGGGGUAGAGAGGGAAGGCCCAAUUUGGGGCAUUAAUUGUGUUUAUCCAUAUUAGGGAUGAGUAUGGCACUCGAAGGAACUGUGGCUGUCUUAGCCAUCUCAUUGCGCCUCCCUGCCAACCUCUUUUUGAAACUGGGUGACAUUUUCCUGUUCUGACCAUUGACUGAUGUGGAAUUUGUAGAAAUAGGCAGAUAUGGGGCGGGAAGACCUCUGCAAUGAUGGAGGGGCUGUCUGUGCCAAUAAGGAGCAGGGCAGCAUUUUGUGAUGGGUGAGCUGUGGACACAUAUUAGUGGCUUGUCCUGUUAAAACGACAACAACAAAGACAAAUAGCCAACAGUGCUGGCACGGUUAUUAUAAUUGGUGGUUCAACGUAAGACUGAAACCAUAUCACCAGUCGUGUGUGCACACACACUCAUGUACACAUAUUCCACCUAUGCCUCCGUAUGCAUAACUUGACAUGUGUGUGUGUUUUAUUUCUUUUGACACUUUAUAUACUGCUUUAUUACAGUCCUCUAAGCAGUGCAUUGUAUCGGUGGGUUAUCUGUGCGUGUUUCAAAAUGUUCUUGUUAUGAGUGCGUCUUGGAGUACUUUCAAGUGACUUUCCUGGUGCUAGCAUGUUGUUUCAUGGAUUUGGUGCUGCUGGUGCCACUCCAGUGCUCAGGAACUUGCCCUCGUGUCUGUGUGCACAUUUAUUUGUGUGCGUGCAUAGGUGAGCAGGUGCAACUGUGGCCGCGUGUAUACAGUCUCAUCCUUGAUUUGAUUGACAGCUAACAUGGGUGCUUAAGGCUGAAUUUGGAUAAUCGUGAUUGGGGGUCAGGUCGUUUGCGGUGUGUAGUAUUUGUGUAGCCAUGUGUGAGAGUGAGACUUUUCUAAGUUCGACAGAUGAUCAGUGAUCUCAAAACUAUGUGUAUAUGUAGGACUACAAUACAUGCAGAUCACCUGAGUUGGAAUACUUCAUCCUCGGCUUCAGCUAGCAGCACCCUUGACCUAAAUGCAGGAAAUGGAAAUGAAACCCAUUGAUUUUAAUGAAUCUUAAUUCCAGGCACUGUGUUUAAGAGUGGGGUGUCAGCUGGUGGGUGUAGGUACUGACCUUUAAAGCCCUAAUGGCUUCAGCCCAGUAUAUCUGAAGGAGCGUCUCCACCCCCAUCGUUCAGCCCAGACACGGAGGUCCAGCUCCGAGGGCCUUCUAGUGGUUCCCCCAUUGCAAGAAGUGAGGCUACAGGGAACCAGGCAGAGGGCCUUCUCGAUAGUCGUGCCCACCCUAUGGAACGCCCUCCCGUCAGAUGUCAGGGAAAUAAACAACUCUCUGACUUUUAGAAGACAUCUGAAGGCAGCCCUGUUUAGGGAAGUUUUUAAUGUUUGAUGUCUUACUGUGUUUUAAUUGGUUGGAAGCUGCCCAGAGUGACUGGGGCAAUCCAGUCAGAUGGGCGGAAUAUAAAUAAUAAAUUAUUACUAUUAUUAUUGGCUCACAUGUUGCAUUGUUCACAUGAAGGCAGGUAACUCAGAAAAAUACCAUGAUCAAAAUAACGAGACAAUAACAAUAACAACAACAACAACAACGAGAAGGCACUUAAGCUACUGGUCCACAUGUUUAUUUCUUUAUUUAUAGAAGUAUUUCUAUACCAUCCUCUCUCACCAAAUAUUGUGGCAGUGCACAGCGUUAUAAAACUGUUAAAAAGCCAUUAAAAUCAGUACGGAACCAUCAUUGAAAUGACUGGCUGCUCCAGAAAAUGUUAAACAAUUGCAUAGACCUGUUGGUGCAAAAACGUCUUGCAAGAGUCAAAAGCGAGAGUGCCUGCUGAAUCUCUGCUGCAAGAGUAUUUCAUGGUAUGAGACUGGCGACACUAAAUGGUCGACUUCUGGUUAAGGUGAGUUGGGCCUCUGUAACACGGAAAACUGAGGCUCCAAUACUUUGGCCACCUCAUGAGAAGAGAAGACUCCCUGGAAAAGACCCUGAUGCUGGGAAAGAUGGAGGGCACAAGGAGAAGGGGACGACAGAGGACAAGAUGGUUGGACAGUGUUCUCGAAGCUACAAACAAGAGUCUGACCAAACUGCGGGAGGCAGUGGAAGACAGGAGUGCCUGGCGUGCUCUGGUCCAUGGGGUCACGAAGAGUCGGACACGACUAAAUGACUAAACAACAACAACAACACGGAAAACAACUAACAGUGCUCCUUGGGGUGAUUUCAGGGCUCAGGCAGUCCUUAAGCACUCCUGGACGCAAGUUGUUCAGGGAUUUGUAUAUCAGCACAUGAGCCUUGAACCUGGGCCAGUAACGUAGGGGCAGCCAGUGUAGAUGUUUGAGCAGAGGGGUCAAAUAAUUGUAGAGUUGGAAGGGACCCUGAGGAUCAUCUACUCCAGGGGUCAGCAAACUUUUUCAGCAGGGGGCCGGUCCACAUUCCCUCAGACCUUGUGGGGGGCCGGACUAUAUUUUGAAGAGAGAAAAAAGAACAAAUUCCUAUGCCCCACAAAUAACCCAGAGAUGUAUUUUAAAUAAAAGGACACAUUCUACUCAUGUAAAAACACCAGGCAGGCCCCACAAAUAACCCAGAGGUGCAUCUUAAAUAAAAGGACACAUUCUACUCAUGUAAAAAUACGCUGAUUCCUGGACCGUCCACAGGCCGGAUUUAGAAGACAGUUGGGCUGGAUCCGGCCCCCGGUCCAUAGUUUGCCUACCCAUGAUCUAGUCCAACCCCCUGCUAGGCAAGAAUAUGCAGCUGUCCCAUUCGAGGAUCAGACCUGCAACCUCGAGGUGUUAUCAGCACCACACUCUAACCAACUGGUUGUCACAUGCUGUCGGCCAUCUUCCCCCAUCAGCAAUCUAGCCGCUGCGUUCUAUACAGCGUUAGAAACUCGGAUAUAUAAGCUAGGUGCCGAAUGGCUCCUUAAACCAGGGUUACAGUCUCGAAACGAAAUGCCUAGUUGCCCUUUGGGGGCCAGACGACUCGAACGUUGUAUUUUUCAAUACGACUUUUUGGUUCCUGAAAUUCAUUCUGAUUGCGCAGAUAAAAUAUAACAGGUAGGAUUCUACAGGAUGCGAUGCUAGUGUGUGAAAACAGUCAGGAUCCAAGGGUGCCCAGGCAUGCACCUCCAGAUGGUGGAGACGGCAGGCUCCAUCCUUGCGCCUGGGCAUCUUAACUUGUUUGCAAGUGGCCUAUAGCCAGGUGCAAAGUGCACCUGGCGAAUUUCAAACACUGGUCCUGUACUAGCUACGGUUUCCAGACCAGUCGCACAAUAGAAUGCAUUGCAGUAAUCUAGUCUUGCUGUUACCCAUGCAGGGACUACAGUGGCUAAGUUAUCCAGAUCCAGACAUUGCUGGAUCAGACAAAGCUGGUAAAAGCUGUUGCAUUGCUCAUCGGAAUGCAGCUAACCAGAAUUAUGCCUGCAUGUGUGAAGGAGUGUCUGUUUGUGGGAUGGGAUAAAUGUGCACAUUAUAAACAUAUUUCCUGGGUCUUUUGACACACAGGCAUGUGUCUCUGGUUGUGGAAGUUGCAUUUCCCAACUUCUAACUCUGUAUGGACUGUUUUGCUGAUCCCAGCAUUGACCUGUGUUCUCUUAAGACUGUAUAAAAUUAAUAUCUUACUGAAAUGGAUUGGAUAGGCAAGGGAAGACUGUCUUCUGGAAGCAAAGAGAAUUCUGUGCAUUACAAUUUGCUGAUACUCUGCAGUUUUUCUGUUUUUGUUUUUUUGCUAAUAAGUGGAAAUACUCUCAGUUGGAAACGUAGCUAUUUAUACCUCCUUGCAAUUCUUGGUCACUUUGGGCUUUAAAAAGACUUUUUAAAACUAUAUUAAGUUAUGGGGUCAUUGUUGAAGUUUUAAAAACGAAAUAAAAUUGGGAGAUCUUAAUUGGAUCCAAAUGAGCCUUUUAAAAAAAAUAUUAUCUGAAUUUUCCCCUGUCCUCUCUCCAAGGAGUUAUGGGCAGUGUGUAGGUUUUUUCUUCCCUGUUGCAUCUGCCACCAUUUAUUUAUUUCUUAAAUUUGUAGCUUGCCUUUCCUGCAAGGAGCUUAAGGAGGCAUAUAUGGGUCUUCCUCUCUCACAUUUCAGCCUUGCGGCAACCUCACAACAACCGUUGGAUUGUAGAGUUGUAAGUGGCACGGAAGGACAUCUAAGCCAAACCUCCGAAUUUGCAGGAGACUCAACGGAGUAUCUCUAACAAGAGGCCAUCUAGGCUCUGCUUAAAUUUGUCUCCACCUAAGGAGAGCCUGCCUCCUUCCAAAGUGAACUAUCCGAACAGCUCUCUUAGGAAGCAGCUCCUAAUGUUUACCCCACAAUCUGUUCCCUUGCAACGACCAUCCGCUGGUUGUGGUCCUGCCGUCUGCCGCAAUGGCAAACAGGUCUGCUCCAUUUUCUGUGUAGCAUCUUUUCAGAUACAGUGGUACCUCGGGUUACAGAUGCUUCAGGUUACUGAUGCUUCAGGUUACAGGCUCCGCUAACCCAGAAAUAGUACCUCGGGUUAAGAACUUUGCUUCAGGAUGAGAACGGAAAUCGCAUGGCAGCAGCAUGGCAUCAGCGGGAGACCCCAUUAGCUAAAGUGGUACCUCAGGUUAAGAACAGUUUCAGGUUAAGAACGGACCUCCAGAACGAAUUAAGUUCUUAGCCCGAGGUACCACUGUACUCAAAGACAACUAUCAUGUCAGUCUUCUGUUCCCCAGGCUGAGCACACCCAGCCUUUUCCGUUGUUUCUCCCAGGACUCGUUUUCCAAAACUGUUCACCAUCCUGACCUCCCUCCUCUUGGUGAACAUUCUGCUUAAAAAAGAAUUGGGCAGAGUAGUCCUGAAGUGGUCCAGCCAGUGCAUUUCAUUUCAUUUUUUCAUUUCACUUUUAAUUCUCAUAUCGCCUUUCUAUAUUACUAUACGCAGGGCGGUUUACAAGCCGAAGAAGCAACAAAGACCGCACACACCUUAUAGCAAUCUGAUCCAAUACCAAAAUGUCAAAAUAAAAACUUUAAAGAGCUUAUAUCAAAUAAUGUAAUAUUCACUAAUCCAUUAUAAUAUAACAGAACACGAUAAAAUUAAAUACCAACAAAUAAUAAUUAAACAGAAAUUCACUCUUAACAGGUACAAUAAUUUCUAAACUAUAAUCAAUAAAAAUAACAGCAAGUCACAGUGUCUAAAAUAACACAGUACAAAUGGAGAAACAAAGACACACAACUUAUAAAAUUAUUUUUAUACUCCUCCUCUCUUCCCAGCUGCUUCUGCAGUUCCUAAAGUCAUGGUCUGGGAAAGGCUCCUAGGGCUGCAAGGUGGGCAAGGCAGGUGGAAAAAGCCAUUAUGCAGAAUAGAUUGGAACUGUUAGUCCAGUGAUCUGGACGUGGGGCUCCUGUAAAUACAACCUGAGAUUGCUUAACUUUUUGAGUAGCCACAUCGCAGUGCCUGCUCAUGUCCUGCUUGUGAUCCACUAAGACACCUUAUUCCUGUCCUAUACUUCAAUCUCUUUUACAUUUAUCUCUGGUGAAACAUUUAUCUUUUGGUGUUCCAGCCUCUCAGUGUUCCAGCCUCUCAAGAUGAUUUUGAAUAUUGAUUCUGGGCCCAUCCAGACUUCUGUUUUGUUGUGGAUGUAUAAAGCAACAUAUGUUUGAUUCAUUAAUAGCACGUUUGAAGUGGAUUUAAACUGGACUGUCCACACAUCUCCCCAGUUUAUAAGUUGCUGUGCUUCCUUAAUGAUCCUGCCUUAAUGCACUCACACUUUUGCUCUGUCUAUGUUCCUGCCAUCCCCAAUUCACUCCUUUCCCCCUUGAACACAAGUUGAUGACACCAUGCCACCAUAUUUCCAAAUUUUUAUUUUUUGGUUGCAAUUGCUGUGCCAACCAUGCUCGGUUGCAGGAAAAGCAAGCAAGCAAGCAAGCAAGCAAACAAACAAACAGGAAUGCCAGCAGAUGACAUCAACAGGAAGUAUGUAGGAAUGGCUUAAGAUUCUCUCGCCUGUCGCCUUUUUUUGAGUGUGAGUUAGUUGCGCUAUGACGCCAUACUGCCAGGUUCUUACGUUCAGGCUGUGAUAAACCAUCAUUUCUUUCCAUCCCCUAGUCGGCCUGGGUGACGUUUUGAUACAUUGCCUGAAAGCGGUUUGAAUUUGAAAUCGUGAGCGCGAUUUUAGAAUUCACGAUCUGGAAAUGUAACGAGAAUCUUUGGUGCGCCGCGAUGCCUGACUGGCAGCCUGCAAAGGCAGCUUGCGCAUCCCGAGCCUGAAAGUUCAGGUGAGCAGAGUGGGUUAGGUGCGAGAGCCGAGUUUCCGUUUACCUGCCAGGGAAAAAUACAAAUAGCGCUGGUCCAAGGAAUCUCCAAGGGACGCGGGUGGCGCUGUGGGUUAAACCACAGAGCCUAGGGCUUGCCGAUCAGAAGGUUGGCGGUUCGAAUCCCCGCAACAGGGUGAGCUCCCGUUGCUCGGUCCCUGCUCCUGCCAACCUAGCAGUUCGAAAACAGGUCAAAGUGCAAGUAGAUAAAUAGGUACCGCUCCGGCGGGAAGGUAAACGGUGUUUCCGUGCGCUGCUCUGGUUCGCCAGAAGCGGCUUAGUCAUGCCGGCCACAUGACCCGGAAGCUGUACGCCGGCUCCAUCGGCCAGUAAAGCGAGAUGAGUGCCGCAACCCCAGAGUCGGUCAUGACUGGACCUAAUGGUCAGGGGUCCCUUUACCUUGACCUUUCUGUGUGUGAGAGAAAAGGGGCAAUGAUACCUCUUCUGGGAUGAAUCCUGCAAUGUGAUACAUGCAUUCAGCAUAAUCAAUGAACGUAGAAUGCUUUCCCCCCUUUAUAACUAUUUCCCCCCCUCACACGCAGAUUUACUUGACCCCAAACUGCUGCGAUUGCAACUGGACUGUUAUACAUAUCAGGGAGCUAGCGCAAUGCAGUCGUCCAGUCAGGGACAGCCUGUUUGGAGCGCCCUCCAGAUGCUGCUGCACUACAACUCCCAUCAUCCCUUGCCUUUGUCCAUGCUACUUGGGACUGCUGGGAGUUGGAGUCCAACAAUGUUUCGGGUGGUGCUACGCUGACCACCCCUGGGUUAGAGUGCUGGGCUUGGACCAGAAAGAUCUGGGACCAAGUCCUUACUCAGCCACAAAGGCCACUAGGUGAGCUUGGACCGGUCUCUCUCUCUCUCUUAGUCUCACCUACCUCACAGGGUUGUUGUGAAGAUAAAUUGGAAUGGCGGGGGCACACACCACGUAUUUUGCCUUGAGCUCCUCGGAAGAAAGGCAGACUAUGAAGUGUAGUGAAGCGACAUUUUCAAAAAGAGAUGAUGUCUACGUGGACGUCAGCCCCUUUGAAUCCAGCGGGGCUUAGUGGUCAUCCACACUUUAUUUUUCCUGCUGCUUUCUCCCAGGCAAACGUGUUUUUGCUGGGUUUUUUUCCUGAUUUAGUGCUAAAGAGCUGGUUUUCCAGGGGAAAGCAGUGGAGGAAAGGCAGAGCUGCUCAGAUCUGUGGCCAGAAAGCACGGGGCAAGCAGCAAACCGCUCAGACCCACGGGACCAAGAGGAAGUGUGGGCGAGCCCUCACUCCCAGGUCAGUGGAUCUAGUGGAUAGCAGCAGAAGAUCUCUUGAACUGGGCAGCAAUCCCGCUGCUGUUCUUCUCAUAAGGCAGAGGCGGGCAAGGGGCAGCCGGGGGAAGCUAAGCCAGAGGGAACAGAAGUUUGCCUAUGAGCGUGGAGUGAGUUCAUGGGAGAAGGAAGUUUGGAACCAGGGACUUCAUUCAGUCACUCCCAAAAGCAAGAAUCAGCUGAAUUAAUUGGAGGAGGAGGAGGCAGGCUCCAAAUGGUGACUCAUCCAGCGUGGACUCCUCAGAGGGUGGUUAGCUCUUACUCUUGCACACUCUAAAAUCAUAACCUCUUUUUUUUGUGUGUGUGUGUGUACCUAGUUUAUUUCAGAGGUCAAAAGUCCCCACUCCACUCCCCGCAAUCCCACGAGGUGGGAAACACCAGUUUAUGGGCACAUCCCUAUGGUUGUAAGAGUGAGAGGGGCAGCAGAUCUGUGUCCUGCCUCUGUAUUUUUGCUCCAUCAAAGGAAGCAGAAGCCUUUGAGAUAUACACACACACACACACACACACACACACACACACACACAGUGGUACCUUGGGUUACAUACGCUUCAGGUUACGUACGCUUCAGGUUACAGACUCCGCUAACCCAGAAAUAGUACCUCGGGUUAAGAACUUUGCUUCAGGCUGAGAACAGAAAUCUGGCGGCGUGGCAGCAGCGGGAGGCCCCAUUAACUAAAGUGGUGCUUCAGGUUAAGAACAGUUUCAGGUUAAGAACAGACCUCUGGAACGAAUUAAGUACUUAACCCGAGGUACCACUGUACACACAGUGGUACCUCGGGAUGUGAAUGGGAUCUGUUCCGGAGCCCCGUUCGCAUCCCGAAGCGAACGCAACGCACAUCUGCACGUGCACGGGUCAUGUUUCGCUACUUCCACGCAUGCGCGUGAUGUCAUUUUGACUGUCUGCGCAUGUGCGCGGGGCAAAACCCGGAAGUAACGCGCUCCGUUACUUCCGGGUCGCCACAGAGCGCAACCCGAAAAUACUUAACUUGAAGCACAUUUAUCCCGAGGUAUGGCUGUAUUUGUAAAGCAGAAUUGGACCUAUGCAGCCUAUUAAGUGCAACUUAGACUGUAUAAUCAUAAAAUUGGAAGGGGCCAAAAGAGGGUCUAACUCCCUGCAAUCCAGGAAUCCUUUUGCCUGAUGUGAGGCUCAAACUCACAACCCUGAUAUUAAGAGUCUCAUUCUCUACUGACGGAGGAACAAGUUGGGGCUUCUUCUUCCUCCUGUCAAAGGAUUUGGCAUUUGGGAUGGGUGGGACGGCUGUAUCCCCCACUCAGCAGAUGUCCAGGGGUCCAGUUUGCUGCCUGGCGCUCUGAUGGUGCCUCUCCUUGCCUCCCCCCAUGUCUCCAAACCUUGCUGUACCAUUCUGACAUAAAUUCCUACCUUUCUCUCUCUCUCUCCCACUCCUCUUGGUGCCACCCAGACAACGUGGUUAUUGGAAGGUGCAUAAAUACUGUUAAUAAAAUAAAUCAUGGGUAGGAGGCGCCCUCCACAGUCGACCUUUCUUCCGCUCAAGCUGACGGCGCUGGGCGGCAACAGAACUACUUUUAUUAUCUUCUAAUCUAAGUCCAGGACAGAAGAAUGCCUGUGUGUUUUCAGGGCGGCAAAGGUGUUUGCAGACCACCUGCCGCACUUGCAAUGUUAGGUCUUCUUUUCACCCUCCCUGUUGGCAGGACUAGCAUUCAGACACCUCACGGUCUGUUCUUCAGCUCAGAAAGCAUCUUCAAAUUGGUGGGGGGUAACGCUGUUCAUUGAUUCUCCAUAUGUAGAAUCUGGCAUGUGUGUUACUGAGAUUCUCUCCUCUCCUCUCUCUCUCUCUCUCUCUCUCUCUCUCUUUCUUCCUUUGUAAAGCAAACAUCAAACCUCCACAAAGUUUGAAAAUAAGCAGUCACUGGCCACGUUGCCACAUAAGGCUAAGCCAUGGUUUGUUUUAGUCAUGGUUUGUUGAACAAACCAGUCUCACAUAACAAGCGCAGCUGUUUUGCUUGCUAAUUGGUUUCGUUUUGCAUCUACUCUUGCCUUGCACUGAAAUAAACCAGAAUUAAGCCAGGAUGGUGGGUUUCAGAUGUAACAAGAAACCAUGGGAAGCUGAUACCAUAUCCUGGCUUGUUGUUCAUAUUUUAGUUCGUUGGCUGCAGCGAGGUUGGAUGUGCAAACUGCUGUUCAGCCGAACAAACCAUGGCUGAAUUUUAUGUGCAAGACAGAAGUGAUUUCAGAAUUCAAGAGGCAGCACUCCAAACGUAUUAUUGGUUGUCUCCAGACUGUCAGUGUUUUACAGGAGAGAUUCAGUCUGGAAAUCGAGGUUUGUGCCGUUAAAAACGGGUUAAAGUGCUUUGUUGUCCUAGGGCAACAAAUCCACUUUAAAACAAAACAUGCUUUUUGCAGUUAAGAAAGUGAUGGGGAGAUGCACUGAAAAGCACGGGUUGAAUGAAUUACUAACUGGAAGAUGUAUAACCAUACUGCUGUCAGCAAAUUGGAAUGAAUGUUCAUUGUUGUAUAACCCCCCUGCAAACAAAUCAGAACAAAUGUUCAGUAAAGUGUGGACAUAGCCUAGCUUCCAUGUAAGCUUUGUAUAAGCAGAUUAAGAUGAAUGCUCAAUAAGAUGGGUUGCCUGGAGGAGCCCCGCUUUCUUUGUACUUCUCUUCUGCCCAUCUUUCGUGGAAACUCUUCAUUUUAGAAUCAAAUAAUGGUAGUUGGAAGGGACCUGAAGUCCUGCAAUAGAGGAAUCUCAACAUGUGGUCCCCCAUCCAAUCUGAAAUCAUACCAGACCCUGCUUAGCUUUGCAAAAGUGAUAGCUGUUAUAUCGCUGUGCCACUGUAUUCUGAGACAACUUGGUAUUUUGGAUUCAGAAGAAGGCUGGAAAAUAAAGUUCGCUGAUAUAAACCAUAGUGAUCUGCAGACUUUUCAGUGUUUUUAAAUCCUCCUGCAUGGUCCAUGGCCUAGGACCCUCGUACCUAUGGGACCGCCUCUCCCGGUAUGCCCCAGGGAGGACCUUAAGGUCCAUAAAUAUCAACACCCUAGAGAUCUCGGGCCCUAAAGAAGUUAGAUUAGCUUCAACCAGAGCCAGGGCCUUUUCAACACUGGCUCCAGCCUGGUGGAACACUCUGUCUCAUGAGACCAGGGCCCUGCAGGAUCUGAUUUCUUUCUGCAGGGCCUGUAAGAGAGAGUUGUUCCGCCUGGCCUUUGGCUUGGAGCCAGUUUGAUUCCCUCCCCCUCUUUAUUUUUCCUUCUCCUCCUGUGAUGAGGCUGCAUUUUAAUAUUUUAAUCUUUCAAUAUUUUAAUGUUGUAUUUUAAUCUUGUUUUUUAAGUGGUAUUCGUUCAAUUUGUUUUUAUUAUUGCUUGUUAGCCGCCCUGAGCCCAGCCUUGGCUGGGGAGGGUGGGGUAUAAAUAAAAAUUCUUAUUCUUAUUCUUAUUAUUAAGUAGAGGGUUACCCUCUGAAGGAUGCGUUUCAGAGGAAGUGUUAACAUGGUCACUGGAGUCCAAACACAAUCAGGCAGGCUAGCAGCCAGAUUUCAGAUUUUGAAGUUAGGCUGGGGAUGACCACUGAGAGUUGAAGGCAGCGUUAAAGAGGGAUUGUAGCUCCUGUGUACAGACAUGACGCUUUCAUCUCGGGUGGAUAACAUUUUGGAAGGUUUUGUUUCUAAAAGGUGUUUGAGGCUGCUGCCAGAGGAGGCACAUAAAACAAUAUCACUAUGUCCCUUUCUCUUUCUUUUGAUUAUGCUUCCAAACAGUUAAUGCCUUCUAUCACCUGUCGAAGGUAACACUCCCAUAGGUGGCGGCGAAGCAAAAUGGGUGUAUGUGUGUGUGUAUAGAUAGAUAGUUGUCGUGCACAUCCUGGAAACUGAUGCCUUUCUCAGACCAGUCUCAUAAACGUUAGACUGCCUCCCACUUUAUUUGCUCAUACUUUUGCAAGUGGCUAUUCUUGAUGAAUAGCCUGCCAACCUUGAUGAAUAGCUCCUGCCAACCUAGCAGUUCGAAAGCACGUCAAAGUGUAAGUAGAUAAAUAGGUACCGCUCUGGCGGGAAGGUAAAUGGCCUUUCCGUGUGCUACUCUGGUUGGCCAGAAGCGGCUUAGUCAUGCUGGCCAUGACUUGCACUUUGACGUGCUUUUGAACUGCUAGCUUGGCAGGAGUUUAUCUACUGCACUUUGACGUGCUUUCGAACUGCUAGCUUGGCAGGAGCAGGGACCGAGCAACGGGAGCUCACCCCGUCGCGGGGAUUCGAACCGCCGACCUUUUGAUCGGCAAGUCCUAGGCUCUGUGGUUUAACCCACAGCGCCACCCGCGUCCCUAUGGUUACCAGGCGCAUGCUUAAAUGCAAGGCCGAAUGCUUCCUCCUACAAGCUCAGGGGUGAGAAAUGUGGGGUUAGCCUUAUCAUUACAACAGCAUAUGCAGAGUCCUGCUGGAUCAUGCCAGUGGCCCAUCUAGUCCUGUUCUCAUAGUGACCAACCAGAUACCUCUGGGAAGCUUGCAAGCAGAUAAUGAGUGCAACAGGAUUCAUCCCACUUGUGCCACACCCUCCAGCGUUUCUCCGAUGAAAAUAGGGACGUCCUGUUCAGUAACAAUAACAACAACAACAACAACAAUAAUUUUACUAUUUAUACCCCACCCAUUUGACUGGGUUGGCCCAGCCACACUGGGCAGCUUCUAACAUGGAAGAAAACCCAGAAUAAAACAUUAAACAUCAAAACAACAACUUCCCUAUACAGGGCUGUCUUUAGAUGUCUGCUACAGGUUGUAUAGUUACUUAUCUCCUUGGCUCGGGAGUCUCAUAAUUCCAUAGCCUCCAAAAUUUCUUCGAUGAAAAUAGGGACAUCCUAAGGAAAAGUAGCGGGACGCGGGUGGCGCUGUGGGUUAAACCACAGAGCCUAGGACUUGCAGAUCAGAAGGUUGGCGGUUUGAAUCCCCACGAUGGGGUGAGCUCCCGUUGCUCGGUCCCUGCUCCUGCCAAGCUAGCCGUUCGAAAGCACUUCAGAGUGCAAGUAGAUAAAUAGGUACCGCUCUGGCGGGAAGGUAAACAGCGUUUCCAUGCGCUGCUCUGGUUCGCCAGAAGCGGCUUAGUCAUGCUGGCCACAUGACCCGGAAGCUGUACGCUGGCUUCCUCGGCCAAUAAAGCGAGAUGAGCACCGCAACCCCAGAGUUGGUCAUGACUGGACCUAAUGGUCAGGGGUCCCUUUACCUUUUAAGGAAAAGCAGGACCUUCCGGGAUCAAAUCAGAAACCGGGACGGCUUCUGUAAAUCUGUGCCUGGAAAAUAGUUCUUCUCAGCAACUGGUAUUCAGAAACAUUCUGGUUCCCAAGAGUGGGAGUAAGUUGAGAGACUUGUGUCUUGAGUGAGGCCAUUGAGUGAGUUUCACAAGCCACUCUGCUCUCCCUCUAAAGGGCAGCUUUCAUUAAAUGUAAAAAGGAAAGCCCCCAGCCUACAGGAGUGUCGAGAAAACUUUGGCAAUGUCAUCACCAUCUCUGUUGCUGGAACCUCAAGGAUCUCCAUUUUCCCAUUGAUGUUGAUGGUUAUGCCCAUGUCCCCUACAAAGGUGACUAUCAGUUUCAUUCAUAUGUAUUCUGCUCCUUUCCUCAAAGGGCUCAGGUAGAUUGUGUUAUCUUGUUGGGUUUUCACAACAACACAAGGGUGUAGGUUAAACUUGUCCAAACAGUAACUAGCCACGACCUAGGGCAUUUCAUAGAAUCAUAGAAUCAUAGAGUUGGAAGAGACCACAAGGGCCAUCGAGUCCAACCCCCUGCCAAGCAGGAAACACCAUCAGAGCACUCCUGACAUAUGGUUGUCAAGCCUCUGCUUAAAGACCUCCAAAGAAGGAGACUCCACCACACUCCUUGGCAGCAAAUUCCACUGUCGAACAGCUCUUACUGUCAGGAAGUUCUUCCUAAUGUUUAGGUGGAAUCUUCUUUCUUGUAGUUUGGAUCCAUUGCUCUGUGUCCGCUUCUCUGGAGCAGCAGAAAACAACCUUUCUCCCUCCUCUAUGUGACAUCCUUUUAUAUAUUUGAACAUGGCUAUCAUAUCACCCCUUAACCUCCUCUUCUCCAGGCUAAACAUGCCCAGCUCCCUUAGCCGUUCCUCAUAAGGCAUCGUUUCCAGGCCUUUGACCAUUUUGGUUGCCCUCCUCUGGACACGUUCCAGUUUGUCAGUGUCCUUCUUGAACUGUGGUGCCCAGAACUGGACACAGUACUCCAGGUGAGGUCUGACCAGAGCAGAAUACAGUGGCACUAUUACUUCCCUUGAUCUAGAUGCUAUACUCCUAUUGAUGCAGCCCAGAAUUGCAGAAUUUUAAUGCCUAGGACAGAAAAUCUAAAUAUUCAAAUUGACCACGAUAAGAACAGUAGAUGGGUUUGAUGAGUAUUGAGUCACCUUUGGGGUUUUCUGUCUGGUGACCUUUUGGGUUUUUUGGCGCUUUUGCAGGCUCAGAGCCUGAAGGUUUCGAAAUAUUGUCAUUUGUAUAUCUGUAGGGUUUUGCGGUAUGGCUUUCAUUGUGGGAUAUGGCAGGAGAGAAAUUAAAACAGUUUUCACAGAAUAAGCAUCUGAUAAUUUGCCGCCCUCUAAUGAUGCUGUGGAUUUGGUUUCUGAAGUUGGUGCCAUCUGGUCCUCUAAUUGCUAACCCCAGAGGCGAAAGAUGGGGGUGGAUCAGGUGCACCUGUGGCAAUUGGGCUUGUGAGGGUGGGGGAAGCCAUUUGGGGGGUCAAGGGGUCUUGGCCUCUGACUUUCCACGCCCUCAUUAAAAGUGCCCUUCAGGCACAAUCAGUAACCAACUAGAAGACUAGCACAUCUCAAGCAAGCAUACCUUCUAACCUUGGUGUGUAGAAAUCUGCUUGUACAAUUCAGCCCACUUUAUAGUCUCAAACGUCUGCUAUUGUUUCCGAUUCUAAUAGCACCAGUUGAAAUUGAAAUCCCCUUUUGGUGGGCCAAUGACAAGACACAGAAGUUACUAAACCAGCUAAAUCCCUAACCUAUGCUAGAAUUGGACAGAUCCUUACGGUUUCUGGUCACUUUCGUGUAUUUUUUACUCAGAAUUCUGUCCCAUUUCUGCAUUACUCUGUGCUUUGAAAAUAAUUAGCCUCAAAGUGCAUACUUAGAUGUGCAUUUUCUCAAAUUCCUAUCUGCGCACUUGUCCAAGGUGUGCAUGUAUUGUAUACAAUUUUGGAAAGAUCCAUUUUUAACCCCAGCACCCCUCUGGUGCAACAUUUGAUCAUAUAUCCAUGUGAAGUUACUUUGACCAUCAGAUGGUAGGAAAACCAGAGCCAAAGCCAUCCUCUUAUGCAAGAGACCCCCUGCUCACGGACUUAAGAGCAAUGAUGUACUUGCAUCUGGAAAUACGAUCAACAUCUUUCUAUGUAGCCAUUUCUAAUGCCACAUUUUUCUUCUUCUUCUUGAAGAUAAGGCUAUAACUUAAGCUGCUUUUAAAACCAGACGGCAGAUUCUUUGCAUUAGGGACAUAUUUAAUGCAAUGCACCCGGUGGAGCAGAGUUGUGCCUGACUUUCAUAAAAUCCAAAGGCUAGACAGGGACCAAAAAGACUCUUAACUGAUUCCCUUGCUUGAUCUCCUUUCCCUUGAUCUAGCCGCCCUGCUCUCCUUGUGCAGUUAUGGCCGAAGUUUCCCGCAAGCAGGGAGCAGGUGCCUUGUGCAAGAGGUACCCAAAGAAUACAAAGCAAUAGCUCCUGAUGACGCAAGAAAGAUGGCCAAGUCAUCUUGGAGCAAAACAGACAACUCAAGUUGCUGUUCAUUAGGUUAAAUCAGGGUUUCCACAAGUUGGGUAUCUAGCUAUUUUUGGACUACAGUUUCCACCAUCCCUGACCACUGGUCCUGCUAGCUUGGGAUGAUGGGAGUUGUAGUCCAAAAACAGUUGGACGCCCAAGUUGGCGAAACCCUGGGUUAAACGUUGGCAGUGUAAUUUCCUUCUCUCUCUCUCUCUCUCUCUCUCUCUCUCUCUCUCUCUCUUUUUUGGCAGAGCUUCCUUUUCGAGGAUAGACAGCCAUUAACCAUGAUUAUGACUAUUUAGCUACAGAUAACAGACAUGUCUAUGCAAGAAAGGCUUGCAAUCUAAUAGAAAUGACUCAAAAGGAGGAGGAAUGAUAGAGGGAAGGAGGCGGCUCAAUGGAACAUCCAGGUUGAGAGGCAGCAUACUUCUAGAUCAGGGUUUCCCAAACUUGGGUCUCCAGCUGUUGUUGGACCACAACUCCCAUCAUCCCUAGCUAGCUGGACCAGUGGUCAGGAAUGAUGGGAAUUGUAGUCCAACAACAGCUGAAGACCCAAGUUUGGGAGACCCUGCUCUAGGUGCUGGUGAUAGUCAGCCGUAUUUAUAAUCUUCCCCACAAGCACCCAAGCAGUCCAUGUAGACAACCAAAUGCUCUCAGCAGAUGGACCUUGAUUUCAUCCAGUGCGUUAAGGCUAGCUGCUCCCACACAACUCGCAGGCCGCAAUUUCCGCAUUCCUGAUUUCCAAAAGCAGAUUGGGGAUCCUGAGAAUAGUGUAAAGGAAAACCAGGAAACUGACACCGUGCAUGUGCCCAUGGGGUUUUCUUUUCAAACUCUCUGGCUUCUGUUUAAAGUGGGGAGAUUUGAAGAGCAGAUUUGGGGUUCUGAAAACACAGCUCCUGGAAUGGACAAUCUGUGAAAUGUGUGUGUGUGUAUUGCGUCCCUCUGGAUCAUGGCUGGCCCAAACAAUUCAACAUUGGUUGCCCCUCAUCUCAGGACUUGUGCACACUUCUGCUUGUCCCAGGGGCAUAGCAUGGGGGGGUACCAGGGGUGCCGUGGCCCUGGGCGUACAAUUUUUGUGGGGAUGUGAACCAGGUGCUCCCACGCAGGUAACUCCAGGUGUCCCUCUCCGCCCGCCAAGGGCCAUGUCGGUGGCUGGGCUCCUCCCUGCUUAGGUGGGCAGGCAGCUCAGUGUGGCCCUGCUUUGCUCCAGUGGGCGUGGGGUCGCUCCAGUGGCGAGGGCUGGGCUGGUGCCCCCUGCCCAGGGCAUGUGCACCUGCCCUAGACACCAACAACUGACGCUAUACCGCUUACUUUUCCUACUGCUUUCCCCUAGGGAAAGCCCACUGUUUACCAUUGAAUCCGAGCAAAUGUCAAUUGGGCUUUCCAUGGAUUGACGUUUGCUUCAUCUCAGCAGUAAAAAGUGAGUUUUCCUGGGGGGAACAGCGGGACAAACCAAAAGCAACUCAGAGCCAUGCCUAAAAAGAAUGGGGAAAGCGGAAAACCUAUUGGAUCCAUGCUUUCUAAGCACAGGACAAGCAGACGUGUGGAUGAGCCCUUUUAGAAUGACGUGAUGAAGUACCUUUUUGAUUCCAAAUACAGUGGUACCUUGGUUCUCAAACACCUUGGUACUCAAACAACUUGGAACCCAAACACUCCAAACCCAGAAGUAAGUGUUCCGGUUUGUGAAAUAUUUUUGAAAGCCGAACGUGCUCUGUUUUGAGUAUUACGCUUCUGAUUUGAGUGCCACGCUUCCGUUUUGAGUGUUAAGCUGAGCUCUGUCUGUUGUUGUUAUUUAUUUUUUGUUUUUGUUUUUGUGGCUCUUUUUUUGUUUUGUUCUUGUGACUGUGUGAAUCCCAGAUCAGCUACUGACUGAUUGAGUGUGUGACUGCGGUACAUUGUUUAUUGCUUUCAUUUUAUGGAUCAAUGGUCUCAUUAGAUGGUAAAAUUCAUGCUAAAUUGCUGUUUUAGGGGUUGUUUUUAAAAUUCUGGAACGGAUUAAUCCAUUUUGCAUUACUUUCUAUGGGAAAGCGUGCCUUGGUUUUGGAACGCUUUGGUUUUGGAACAGACUUCCAGAAUGGAUUAAGUUUGAGAACCAAGGUACCACUGUACUAGAAUACUAACACAGUGCACAAGUUGCUGAGAAGGCCUCCUAUGAAGGUCCCUGUGAGAUGAAUGGAUGUGCAAAUGUACAGCAGAGUUGCAGAGCUUAGACAAGGAGACUGUGCUUUGUAUCUUCCCUCGUUUGGAACCUCCAUUAUUGGCAGGUAUGAUAUGCAUUUUGUCUGUAAAACAGACGUGUCUAAAACAGAGAGGGUUAUAAAAUCUAGACAGUAAUACUAGGCAAGCAGUAUAAUAAACCAUGUACAGAGACAGCCAGAUUGGAGAGGUCUUGACAAGUGAGAUCUUUUCUCUAACCAGCCCUUGGAAGUCAUCCUUUUACAUAUCAUGGUUGUUUCUUAUUAAGAAAGCUGCAGAAAUUAUUUUCCUGCUCAGAUUCUUUGAGAUGCAGUUCCUGUUGUGUCUGGUGAAAUGGACCAUAGUUCGCAAAAGCUUGUGCUGUAAUAAAUGUGCAAAUCUUUAAGGUGGCACAAGUCUCUCCUAUUGUUUCUGCUGCAGUGGAAUUCAAAAUAUACGUAAAUACUGAGAAGGGCUAAGAACAGCAGCGUUUGUGGGGUACAAGUUGGAAGAUUUGGGAUGAACAAAAGAAAGUACAGUACUUUUUUCACAUUCUUAAGGCCAAGAUGAAAAACUUAGCCAAAGCAUUUACAGCUUGCAAAGGGAGAGAAACAACAGUGUCAUAUAAAACUGUUUCUUUCUUCAUACAUUUGUAUGCGUACACAGAUGAUGAUGAAAUGAUGGUAUUAUUUAGAUGCUGUCCAUCUGACCGGGUUGCCCCAGCCACUCUGGGCGGCUCCCAACAAAAUAUUAAAAACACAAUAAAGCACACAGCCCUAAGCCUUUCCUCUCCCUCUGAACCCCCAGCGAAAGCUUGGCAUGGCUGCCUGUGUAGAAAGAAAACCUAAUGAGGAAGUUGUGGGAAUGGAAGGGAGGGCAGCACCUCUUACUUCCUAUUCUGUUAUCUCCACCCUGGGAAAACCCUCUUGAGCGAGGCUCUGCCCAUGUUCUUAACACCCUGUUCCUGCAACCUCAGGGUGACCCAGGUGAAUUUUCUGGGCUGCAGCAGAAGCUCACUGUUGUGGCUGGGAAAGAGAUUGUGGGUUCUUCCCCACUUCGCAAGAAAACCUCUGCUGUCAGUUCCUUCAGCUUCAAUCAGAACCCCAGGGCAGCUUUUUGCUAGCCUUGGGGGAUAUCUGAUCACGUAGCUACACAGGAAGCUGCCUUAUAUAUCCAGUCAGACCAGGGAUCUAUCCAGCUCCGUGUCUUCAGUCCCAGGGAUGGAGAACCUGUGUGGCUCUCUGGAUGCUGCUGGACUCCAACUCCCAUCAGCCCCAGGGAUGAAGCUGGGGAUUUGAAAUAUACUUGGAGUCGAGAGUGGAUUUCAUGCUCUUUAUUCAGCUCAUAGUGGUGAGGAGGAAUGGAAGUUCCCCCAGAAUGUCUGCUUUACAUUAUUUACACAAUGGGCCCCAUGUGAUUGGCUAAUUCCAGGAUUCUCCUGAGGGCCAAUCAGGUAGCGGAUUCACUUCCACCUGGAGCUGGAUUGGGGGGUUCCUGUGGACCAAUCAGACUGCUGCAUUCUGAAUCCUAUUGUUCUAGGACCAGACUGCUGCAUUCUGAAUCCUAUUGUUCUAGGACCAAUCAGACUGCUGCAUUCUGAAUCCUAUUGUUCUAGGACCAAUCAGACUGCUGCAUUUUGGAUCCUAUUCCACUCAGUACAUAACAGAAUUGAACCUCUGACCUUUAGUGUACUGAACAUGUGCUUCCCCGCUAAGCUAUGGACCUUUCUCGAGAAGGCAUGCAUGCAGUUUUACAUUCCCUGGUUCAGUGGGAGAAGAGGAAACUGUGGCCUCUUUUGUCUGUUUCUCCCCUCAACCUACCACCUUCUCUACCAGCUCCGCCUCUGCAGCCUACUUGAGACCCUGCUUGUUACAGUAUGCGGGCCAGGCAAGGUAGGCAGGCAGGCAGGUUUGGAGGAAGAAUUGAUGGGGAGAAGCUGUGGCUGCCUCUUUUUCUCCUGUUACAUCAGGGGAUUUAAAAGGCGCUCCUGCUGCACCAAGGUUGUGGCCUGGCAACUGCAGCUGGCUUUCGGGGCCAUUCGAGUUCCCCAGUAGCCCUUGCAUAGCUACAUACCCUCUAACAUGUCUCUGAUGAAAAUAGGGUUGUCCUAUGUGGGUUAAACCACAGAGCCUAGGGCUUGCCGAUCAGAAGGUCGGCGGUUCGAAUUCCCGCAACGGGAUGAGCUCCCGUUGCUCGGUCCCUGCUCUUGACAACCUAGCAGUUCGAAAGCACGUCAAAGUGCAAGUAGAUAAAUAGGUACCGCUCCAGCGGGAAGGUAAACGGCAUUUCCGUGCGCUUCUCUGCUUCACCAGAAGCGGCUUAGUCAUGCUGGCCACAUGACCUGGAAACUGAACGCCGGCUCCCUCGGCCAAUAAAGCGAGAUGAGCACCGCAACCCCAGAGUCGGCCACGACUGGACCUAAUGGUCAGGGGUCCCUUUACAUUUAUUCUGUUGUUGUUAUGUUUAUACCCCACCCAUCUGACUGGUUGCCCCAGCAACUCUGGGCAGGUUCCAACUUAUAUGAAAACGUAAUAAAACAUUAAACAUGGAAAAACUUCCCUAUGCAGGACUGCCUUCAGAUGUCUUCGAAAGGUUGCAUAGUUACUUAUCUCCUUGGCUCGGAGGUUGCAUAACUCCAACAUUUCUGCGAUGAAAAUAGGAGUGUCUUAAGGAAAAGCCGGGACAUUCCAGGAUCAAAGCAGAAACUGGGAUGCCUUCAGUAAAUCCAGGACUGUCCUUGGAAAAUAGGGACACUUGGAAGGUCUUUAACUAUUGAUGGGGAACCCCUUCAGCCAUAUUUCUUUUCCCACCCCUGCAAAUAGCUAAUUAACUGGUGGAAUUAUUAUUUAUCCAAACCGUGUAUGAGCUGCCAUUCCUGCACUCGGAGUGGCGUGCAGCGAGAUAUAAGCUCAUCAGCCAACAAAAGCAGAGAAAGGGCACCGGUCAAGACAAACAAAGCCAGCCAGCUGAGCAAAAGGCCAAAGGGAAGUGACGUUUUUAUGCAGAUGCACACCACCCCUCCAGAAGGCCAGUACUGAGGAAGAAGGACAAACUGCAGGGGGAGUGCAUUUCACAGCCUUCAUUCUCCUGCGGCUAUGAAUUUCCCCGAACUUUUCUCAUUUCCUUUUACUCUUUCACAACAGAUGAGCAGAAUGUAGGCCAGGGCCUGUCACUUAGAGAAGGUGUGAGGGGCCUUUUUUCAAACCAAGGGCCACAUUUCUUCCCAAGCAACCUUCUGGGGGCCAUGUUCCAGUGGCAGGCAGGGCCCCCGGUGAAAGCAGCCUGAGCAGUAGAUGUGAAUGUUAGCUUUAUGUGGUAGGUUAGUUUUUACAUACACUCUUUGCUUGAAAUUAGCCAGGCACCAGGUGCAUUAUCCACCUAGCUAUUGACCACUUGUGACCAAGUGAAGAUGUCUGGGCGCUAGGAUAGAGCCUGACAUCUCCACCAUCUGGAGGUGCAUACCUGGGGAUCGUUGGAUCUGGACUGUAUUCAGACACUAAUACAGUGGUACCUUAGUUCUCAAACGCCUUGGUAUUCAAACAACUUGGAACCCAAACACUGCAAACCCGAAAGUGUUCCGGUUUGCAAACUUUUUGCCAGACAUGCUCUGUUUUGAGUGUUACGCUUCCGAUUUGAAUGGCACACUCCGUUUAGAGUGCCACGCUUCCGUUUAGAGUAUUAUGCUGAGGUCUGUCACUUUUUGCUAUUUAUUUUGUGUUUUUGUGGCUUUUUUUUGUUUGUUUUUGUGACUGUGUGGAACCCAGUUAAGCUAUGGAUUGAUUGAUUGUGUGACUGCAGUACAUUGUUUAUUGCUUUCAUUUUAUGGAUCAGUGGUCUCGUUCGUUAGUAAAAUUCAUGUUAAAUUACUGUUUUAGGGGUUGUUUUUAAAAGUCUGGAACAGAUUAAUCCAUUUUGCAUUGCUUUCUAUGGGAAAGCGUGCCUUGGUUUUGGAACGGACUUCCAGAACGGAUUAAGUUUGAGAACCAAGAUACCACUGUACCCCAUUCUGUAGAAUUCUGUCAGUUAUAUUUUAUCUGCACAAUCGGAAUGAAUUUCUGGAACCAAAAUGAUUUUUCUGUGUAAACUGAGCAGGAGCAGCCACGCUUAAGGAAAAGAGGUCAGAAUAGGCCAAUAUGUAUGUGGACUGUCCCUGGAUCAAGCAACUGUUCUUCUUUAAGUUCUUCACAUUCUUAACUUCCGUAUUUUUCUCUCUAUAAGACGCACCAGACCACAAGACGCACCUAGAUUUGGGAGGAGGAAAACAAGAAAAAAAAUAUUCUGACUCUCAGAAGCCAGAACAGCAAGAGGGAUCGCUGCGCAGUGAAAGCAGCAAUCCCUCUUUCUGUUCUGGCUUCUGGGAUAGCUGCGCAGCCUGCAUUCAUUCCAUAAGACGCACACACAUUUCCCCUUACUUUUUAGGAGGGAAAAAGUGAGUCUUAUAGAGCAAAAAAUACGGUAGCUCAAGGUUGUCAUCUGGACUAGCCUGAGGCUUAACUGAGAAUCACAGUCAGUCCAUCAUUUGAAAGAGACUUGCCUCAAAAGUGGCAACUAGGCAUUCCAUUUUGGCGACCUCAACCUUGGUUUAAGGAGCCAUUUCGCCUUGCUAAUAUAUCUGUGUUUCUAACACUGUUUGUGAGUCCUUUCCUAUCCUCCAGCCAGGCAAGCAAGCAAUAUUAUCAGAGCUUUCAGGUGGGUGCACUCAAUGUGGGUGCAAGACAGGGCUGACGAGGGGGGUGGCUGGGGAUGAUGUGUGGUCUGGGGAGAUUCCCAAGGACCAGGUAGAGAGCCCCCCCAAAAAAACUUAAGAUUCCCCAUUCCUGAUGUAGGGCCAGCUGGUUGCUGGAAUUCUUGCACAGAAUGUUGGACAAGGUGAGCAAGAAGACACACUCAGGAUCACUUAACACAGAUGAGUUAAGAUGCAAACUGUUAAGGGGCCCCAAGUAUGGAUGUUUGCUUUGUGAAUCAUAUCAUCUUAUAGGGCUUCCCAUUAAAACAAAAACAAAAAAGUAGGCCACGUAAGAAUGAGUCAGCCAACCCUCCUGUCUUACAAUAUAUAUGCAUGCAUUUUUGCAAUUCCAGUCCACCCACUGAUUGUUCACAUAUGCUAUAGAAGGAGCCCAAGGUAGCCCUUCUUUUGCAGGGCUUUCGUUGCAAAACACCCUCCUGCGGCGAGGCGUGUGAUGUCAAGCAACUGGUUGCUUGAAUUGCUCUACAGCCCAAUUAUGCCCUCAUGUCCUUCCUGGUUAUUUGCCGAGUUAGGAUAUAAACUGUUUGAACUAUGCAGAGCUUGCUCUGGAGUCCCAGAGGUGCCGCAGCUCAAAACCUGCUUCGAGCGCCUAGCAACUGUGUUGGAAAGCCCUGCCCCAAUGUGUGCGGAAGUUCAAGGGACACAGCGUGGUGGCUGAAGGUUUCGCUUGGCGUCAGAAGCCGAGCCCUGGGAGGAUAUAUGUCAAGGAAUGAGUUGAGCCUCGUAGUCAAGGCGUGGUCUGGACAGGUCAAAGGUCAAAGCCAGGGAACUUGGCGUAUGACUUGUGCUCAUCAGGAGGUUUGGACAGGGCUCUGGGUCUUACGGCAUGCCAAGAUCUGACGCCGGAGGGAAAGCAGUCAAAUUAUAGCGAGUGUGUUUGUGUGUAUGUAUGAGUACCAAGGGGAAACAGGAGAGAGGCUUACCAAAUUAUGUCACGGAGAGAAAUUGAUGGGCUGUCAGUUCAGGACAAAGAGAAGUGCUUCUUCACAUAAUGGAAUUUAUUCCCAUGAGAGAUGAUACCUCUGUUGGUAGAGCACGGGUCUCUUUAUCUCAGGGUUGUGGGUUUGAGCCCCAUGUUGGACAACAAGAUUCCUGUACAGUGGUGCCUCUGGUUAAGAACUUAAUUCGUUCUGGAGGUCCGUUCUUAACUUGAAACUGUUCUUAACCUGAAGCACCACUUUAGCUAAUGGAGCCUCCCACUGCCGCUGCGCCUCCGCCGCGCAAUUUCCGUUCUCAUCCUGAAGCAAAGUUCGUAACCCGAGGUACUAUUUCUGGGUUAGCGGAGUCUGUAACCUGAAGCGUCUGUAACCUGAAGCGUCUGUAACCCGAGGUUCCACUGUAUUGCAGGGGAUUGGACCAGAUGGCCCUUGUCGUCUCUUUCAACUCUGCAAUUCUAUGAUUCAGUGUUGUGGUGCACAGAAGUAUCUGUGCAGGUUGCGGCAAAGUGAGACGAGACUGAUUAAUUCACAGCUGUUAGACGCCAUAGCUAAGAAUGGAACUCCCAUGUGCAAUGGCAAUAUACCUUUAACUGUUGGGGGCAAAUGAGUAGGCUGUCUCUUGUCACGACCUGUGUGUGAGCACCUGGAAACAUCUGGUUGGCUGGCCGCUGUUGGAAAUGUUGCUGAACUUUGUGGACAAAGUAAGGGUGCCCUUCAGUUCACAUCAUGUUGGUAGAGGAAGGUUUGUCGUCUGGAGUGCAUGGCCUGUGUUAUGUACUGAGUGAAUAGGAUCCAAAAUGCAGCAGUCUGAUUGGUCCUAGAACAAUAGGAUUCAGAAUGCAGCAGUCUGAUUGGUCCUAGAGCAAUGCAGCAGUAUGAUUGGUCUGCAGGAGCCACCCAAUCCAGCUCCAGAUGGAAGUGAAUCCACAACCUGAUUGGCCUACAGGAGAAUUCCAGAAUUAGCCAAUCAUGUGCAGCCCAUUGUGUAAAUAAUGUAUAUAAAGCAGAUACUUUGAGGAGACAUUCAUUCCUCCUCACCAGUAGGAGCUGAAUAAAGAGCAUGAAAUCCACUCUCGACUCAGAGUAUAUUUCAGCCUGGAAUGUGGACUGACUGAAGUGUAGAUUAGUUGACCAGGUAUUCAGAGGUGGCUUGGGUGAACAAGGACAGCAGCAUUUGUUAGAUCAAGAUGCUAUCGCAGGGUCGCCGUCGUAGUCCACUGCAGAAAAUUCUGAAGCCCUCUAACUCAGAGGCUCCUAGUUCAGGGUCUUUGUCCUCGGACAAGAUUGCUGUUCAGAAAGCCAGGUACAAAUGCACUCGGUUUGCAGGAAGCUUUUGAGAGGGGCAGAGCUGAGUGCUACAAAUCGAUCUCAUAUUUGGGGACUAUUCAUACCCAUCUUGGUGCGAUGAAUGAACAUCCUCACAAUUUACACUGUACUCAGUUGCCUGACUUAUUACUCCGUUUGCAGCCUUCGGGCUUGGCUUUUGAAUGAGAGCUGUUUUCUCCAGACCUCAGUAGGGCUGAAAUGAGACGCCAGAACCCAGGAAUGUCAUGGUAUCAACCACACCGCACCCUCAUGGCGUCACCGCUGAGGCAUCUUGUGAGAGCCUAUGAUGUCAUUUGCCGUUUCCGCUGCGGGCCAAAAACGCUAAAGAAGACAGCCUGCUCCAGUCUUUCCUCUGUCUCUCUCUCUCUCUCUCUCUCUGAAACAGUCAGAGGCUGUUGUGUGAGAUUGUAGGUCGCUGUCCGUCUGGGUGUGACUCAUCAGAGUGUCAUUACAGGGAGUGAUUUAGCAGAGCAACUUUCAUCCCGGCGGCGUGGGAGCUGUGAUUCAUGUUUCCUUUUCCUUUUCUUUCCCCCCCAAGUUGGUGUAAGCUUGCAUAACCAAAAGUUUGGCUGCUAGAUUCUUAAAGUCAGACAGGACCAUGGAGAUCAUAGAACAGGGUGGUGGUUAGAGUGUCAUGCUCAGAAAUCCCCAUUCAGCCAUGGAGUUCAGUGGAUGACCUUCGACUAGUCACUCUCUCUCAGGUCAACCUAAUUUCCAGGGUUGUGGCAAGGAUAAACUGGUGGUGAUGGUGGGGAGAAUCAGGUAAAUGUCCUUAAGCUUCUUGAAGGAAAUUUGGAAUGUAUGCAUGAUAGCUAAAUAGUUCGGGGAGGGCCAUCAUCUCUAUUCUCUUUGUUUAAAAAAAUAUUUUUUAUUCAUUUUUAAACAGAUUAAUUAUCAUACAUACCACAAAAUUUCACAUCUUAUACAAUCUUUUUGGACUUCCAUCAACACCUCUGAUGAUCCCCCAUUUUUAUCAUUUCUUCCGCAUUUCUUAAAUUCAUAUUGCCUUUAAUUAUCUUAACUAAUGUCUCCCUUUUUAUCCAAUUAUGCAAUAAUUCAAAUUAUUCACCUCACAAAACUUCUUGCGAACCUACAAAUGUAAUCUGGUCGUCACAAUUACUUUUCAAAUAGUCCGUAAAUUUACACCAAUCUUCUGUGAAUCUCUGGUCCCGCUGGUUUCGAAUUCUUCCUGUUAGCUUGUCUAAUUCAGCAUAGUCCAUCAAUUUCAUUCCUCCAAUCUUCUUUCGUCGGUAAUUCUUCUUGUUUCCAUUUUUGUGCCAAUAAUAUUCUUGCUGCCGUCAUUGCAUAUAGAAACAGCUUACAAUCCAUUCUGUUCAUAUCAUCUCCUACAAUGCCCAGUAAAAAUGCUUCUGGUCGUCUUCUCUAUUCUCAUGAGCUCCUUUAUUUUCUAAUCAUGGCCUAGGAGCCAGAGAUAUGUUUUGCUACCCGUAAAUAAAGUUGCUGUCAUUUUGCAGUGCGUGAGGGAUGGCUUUCCAGACAUUGUUGGACUACAACUCCCAUCAUCCUUAGCCAUUGGCCAUGCUGACUUCAGCCAAUUGGAAUUGUGAAGGGCUGCAGCUUCCUCAUUCCUGCAGUGUGAGCAGCAUAUGUUCUCCAGCAAAUGUUCACAGCAGAUACGCGCAAUUUGAUCUACAGUGGUACCUCGGUUUACAAACUUAAUCCCUUCUGGAAGUCCGUUCUUAAACCAAAACCGUUCUUAAACUGAGGCGUGCUUUCCCUUAUGAGGCCUCCUGCUGCCAGUGCCCUUCCACCAUUCGGAUUCCAUUCUUAGACCGAGGUAAAUUUUGCAAACCUGGACACUAUUUCCGGUUUUGCAGAGUUUGUAAACCGAAUUGUUCAAAAACAGGACUGUUCCUAAACCGAGGUACCACUGUAUUUUGUACUUUCUAAAUAGAACAUUUUUGGCUUUAAUAUUCUAUUUCUUUAUUUUUUUAAAAAACACACUUUUAUGCCACCACAUUGUAAAAUAGAUCAAGGCAGUGUACGCUUAACACAUCAUUUAAUAUUACCCAGAUGGGUGGGGUAAAAUAAAUAAAUAAAUAAAUAAAUAAAUAAAUAAAUAAAUAAAUAUUUAUAAAUAUUUAUAUUUAUAAAUAAAUAUUAGUGCAUUUCAGAGGGUCUGUGAGUCUUCCACUGCUUCAAUUAAGGAGCGUUGCCACCAUUUACAUCUGAUGCUUUUCCUGGUUUCCGUGUCACUCCUGUAGAGAAAAACCUCCCAGUUGCUCAUAGUCACCGGCAGAUAGCCUCAGGUGAAAUUCUGUAAUGUGACGUAUCAACCCAAUCAUUCCAUAUUAUCUACCCCUCAACCCUUGGAAGUAUAGAGAAAUAGAUUUUAAGAUCGUGGUUAAUUAUGUGUAUAGAAAGACAGGUAGGUAGGUAGAUAAGUAUAUAUAUAUCUGUAUGUAUCUAUAAAGUAUGUAGAUAUGUAUAAAUAUGUAUGUGGAAAAACAAAGCCCCGAACAAAGGCAUGACAUCUGCUGCUACUGGCAUAUUUUGCUGAACUUUCUCUUUUUAUUUCCCUUUUCUCUCCUGUAAGAGUUCUGCAAAACAGAACUAUUGUACUGGAAUCCAUUCCUAAGGAAAUAACUAUCUGUGACUUGCAGAUGAUGGCAUCUGUUAAUAAUGACCAAAGAGAUCCUUCCAUAUAGAGGGGAGAGGGGUUGUCUCUUUGAUUGUUUUGGUUUUAAAAGAAAGGAUUCCUAAAGGCGUACAACCCUGUAGGAAGACAGUGGGCAAAGAUCUAGAAAUGCACUUCUGAAAGAUCACAUCUGUUCACAGACUGCAUAAAAACUGCAAGGAGGUUGAACUGUGCUUGCAGAUCCACCUUCUUGCAUGGCUGUUGGUCAGUUAAGAAAACUGAUGCACAAGGCCACUUAAAAACCACAUUUCUGUCUUUUGUACAUGCAGGGCAAUAGUGAGGAAGCCCUUAACAGUGGCACGUGUGAAAUUGUUCCUCACUUUAUAAAGGAAAAAAGGAUCACUUGAAGUUAUUCCCCUUAACCAGAUACCUUGAGGUGACUUAAACCUCGUGUUCAGGUUGUCUCCAAUUUUUGACAGUGUGAAGAUGAGUGAAUGACGGCAACGAAAAAAGGUUUUGCUAAAAUUGACCUAAGGUUUCCACUUUUCUUCCUUUCUUUGGAAGCAUCCGGUCCGGGGCACUGAGAAUAUUUGUCUAAUGCAGUCUGGCAUUAUAUUCCCCACGUGAAAGUAAAAAUAGCCCUACUAGGUCAGAAAGUCCUUUUCGGGAAAGACCUCUACCUGAGACCUUGGAGAGGUGCUGCUGGAUAGAAAAGAUAAUUCUCGGCUAGAUAGACCCCCGCAGUAUGGGGCAGCUUCAUUACAAUGCUCAUUUCCAACAUUUCUGCACUGUGCUGACAAGCACAGGGGAGCUUUUUUUGCAAUUUCCCCCUCCCUGCUGGCAAGGGAACAUGCUUUGGACUCGACCAUAGUUAAACCUAAAACUUCUCAAGAGAGGGGUGAACAGCUAGCUCCCAAAAGCCAGUGUACAGAGAGAGGAAGACAUCAGAAACAUAAGAGCACCACUUCUGGAACAGGCCAAAGGCCCAGGAGAACAUCCUGUGGAAAUCCUACAAGCACUCUCUCCUCUUAUGAUUUCUGGCAGCUGGUAUUCAGAGUUAUAUCGACAGUGGGGGUAGAACAUAGCCAUUGCGACUAGCAGUACCAUUGGCAGACAUCAGAUUGCAACCUCCGAACAUGCAUACCUGGAAAAUGAUGUGAAAGAGGUGGCGGCUGUUGCGUUUCCAUGCUGCUGUCCUGCUGUCCUUUUGCUAAAUCACCUGUUCCCUGUGUUUGCAACCACAUUGUACAGUGGUACCUCAGGUUAAGUUCUUAAUUUGUUCUGGAGGUCCAUUCUUAACCUGAAACUGUUCUUAACCUGAAGCACCACUUUAGCUAAUGGGGCCUCCCGCUGCCGCCGCGCCGCCGCUACACAAUUUCUGUUCUCAUUCUGAAGCAAGUUCGUAACCCGAGGUACUAUUUCUGGGUUAGCGGAGUCUGUAACCUGAAGCGUAUGUAACCUGAAGCGUAUGUAACCCGAGGUACCACUGUACACCGCUUAGCGGCUAUGGUGUUAAGGGGUAUUUAAGCUUCUGAGAUACAUACAUACAUACGAACAACAAAGCAUAUUUGUUAGUCUUUAAGGCAGUGUUUGAAAUUAGCCAGGCACCAGGAGUGUUUUGCUACUGACACAGGUCCAACUGCGACCACAUGGAGAUCUCUGGAUGCCAGAUUAGUGACUGAUAUCUCUGGCUGGCUGGCCUUUCCAGCUUUCUUAAGCAGGUAGGCUUAAGAAGAACUUAUUUAAUGCAUUUAUAUCUCAGCUUUUUCCCCAAGGAAUACAUGGUUCACCUUCCAACUCAGUUAAUCCCUACAACGCCGCUGUGAGGUAGGUUAAGAUGCUGUGACUGGCCCAAUGUCACCCAGUGAGCUUUUUGACUGAGUGGAAAUUUGAACCCUGAUCUCCCAGGUCCUAGCCCAACGCUCUAACCAGUAUACCACAUUGGCUUUCUAGAGUACAGUGGUACCUCUGGUUGCGAACAGGAUCUGUUCCAGAGGCCCAUUUGCAACAUGAAAAGAGCGCAACCUGCAGCGGCGCAUCUGCGCAUGCGCAGGUUGCGACCCACCACUUCUGCACAUGCACGUGAUGUCAUUUUGCGCUUCUGCGCAUGCGCAAGCGGUGAAACCCGGAAGUAACCCUUUCCGGUACUUCCGGAAUGCCGCAGGACGUAACCUGAAAGAAUGUAACAUGAAGCAAACGUAAUAUGAGGUAUGACUGUAUUUCUGCUAUGGGGCAGCUCUAUAGAUGAAGUAGGUAAAUAAAUAUGGGGAAAGCAAAAUGUCACUUAUAGAAGGAUCUGAAAUAUUUUCCUUGAAGCUUGAAUUUGUUUUAUUCUGGAUUGUUUUAUUUGAUGUUAUAAUGUGUUGAGAUUUUUUUCUGUAAAAUAUAAAGUGGUAAACUGUAGAAGUGAAAUUAAUAAUAAUAAUAAUAAUAAUAAUAAUAAUAAUAAUAAUAAUAAUAAUAAAUCCCAUAGCAAAAAAGGCGCCUAGACAUUCCGUUCUGACUGUAACCUAGGUAUAAGGUGCCAUUUGGUGAUUAGCUUAUAUAUCUGAGUUUCUAACACUUCUUUAAGGUGCCACAGGACUCUAUUGUUUUUGCUGCAAGAGACUUAAUUUCUAUAGACAUUGUUAUAUUUAUGCAGUGGCUACAUAAAACGUCCAAUUCUGGUGUCACACUAGCGACACGGAUCAGUUUAAAGAGAAUUCACAGUUAAAGCGCUGAUCCCUACUAUGUUCAGUUGAAGAUAUCAGUGCAAGUCUUCCAGUCCAUGCUGUUUGCCUGUUUACUGCGAAAAGAUGUUCAUUGUGCAGUAAUGUAUCCCACAAAUAAGUAACAUUUCUUUGCAGCUCAAGGCUGAUUCUGGUUCUGGGUUGUGACCUUCCUUGCCAUGUUGGAACAGUGUAUACUAAAGAACACAGAGCCUGGAAAAGCCUUAAGUUUCGGAAACCCUCAAGAUUCUUUUGACACUCGCUUCCAGUAAGGAGUGACAGUGUGGGCUGAGCCCGAGUGUUGGUUUGAGUCAGUAACAUAAGGCAAGGCAGCUCGUUCUAACUUUCCCUUACAUUCCACUAAACCUCCUCUUGGCUAAAAUGCUCUCUCCCAAAGGGGCUAGCUCCCAACCCAUUCAUUCUCGUCUCAGCAUUUUGCAGAUUUUUAUAGUCACAGAAAAUGUCUUGGAAUCUUGCUGGUUUGCAGAAUCUUGCCAUUUUGGCAGAAGGCGCCCGUGGCUGCUGAACAUUAUGUGCAUCAGAAGCCAACAGCUGCUACCAGCUGGUGGAGGGGGGGGGGGAGAGAAAUAAAUGUGGCAGGCGUUAGGACCUGGAGGAUGCCUCCAACUCGAGGCUCAGGCAGUCUUUGUGGCAAAGACUGAGCUGAAAGCAGCAGCUUGUGAAUCACUUCCUCCUUCUGUAGCCAACACCCCCUGCCCUCUUUUUACCUCCUGCGCCUCUUAAAGGCCCCCUCCCUGCCCCAUGCUUCCUCAAGCAGCCCAUCCUCCUUCACUGUUUACCCCUGCCAAUCCCCCACCCCCAACUGCACUAUACUGUAUAAUGAAACCUCAGCAACGAAAAACAUGCUAGCUGUUGAUCAAAUAGUUAUAUGCUUCUUGGGGCUUUUCUUUUCUUUUAAACCAUUAAUGUACAGUUACUGAAUGUUCAGAGAAUCCUGGCAUCUACCAUCAUGGAAAACCCUCCAGUUGGAAAGAAUAUUAAUGUCUCCCCGCUGCUCCCAAGCAUAAUAAUAAUAAUAAUAAUAAUAAUAAAUUUAUUAUUUAUACCCCGCCCAUCUGGCUGGGCUUCCCCAGCCACUCUGGGCGGCUUCCCAAAAAAUAUUAAAAUACUGUAAUACAUCACACAUUAAAAGCUUCCCUAAACAGGGCUGCCUUCAGAUGUCUUCUAAAAGUCUGGUAGUAGUUGUUCUCUUUGACAUCUGGUGGGAGGGCGUUCCACAGGAAGGGCGCCACUACCGAGAAGGCCCUCUGCCUGGUUCCCUGUAACUUGGCUUCUCGCAGGGAGGGAACCGCCAGAAGGCCCUAAGCGCUGGACCUCAGUGUCCGAGUAGAACGAUGGGGGUGGAGACACUCCUUCAGAUAUACUGGACCGAGGCCGUUUUGUAAUAGGGACUCCCCACCCCCAACACACUUCCACCGUGCUCCUCCUAAGUAAGCAUUUUAUUGUUUCAGCCAUUCGGUAUAACAAUGCAAAGCAAUAAAACUUUCGAUAAUAUUUUGACAGUGGCGUAUUAUGAUAACAAAUGCAUUGCCGGCACACAGCGCACAGCGUUGCUUUCUGCACUUUGCUGCUGCAACUGGAAAAGCAACCACAUUCCUUCAAGCAAACUUCUCAUCCUUAAGUAGGAAGCAGACGUCUUCUUUGAAAUGGAUGAGUCCGUAAUUCCAGACAAGCUCCAGUCCUGGUAACUCCUCUCUGACUACACUAAUGAGUGAAUGUUGAGAGCACCCUAUUGGACAGUUCCCAUAACAUCACUGCUGAGGAAUCACAUGUUUCUCCCUACCUCUCUCCCCAGCCACACAGGACAUUUUGCAAUUUUAACAAAUGUAGUAAGAUUUAAGUUUGGGAGGGCUCAUGUAGCCAUUCAGAGUUAAAAACUCCACCAAGGCUAUCAUUUCCUGCUUUUGGCCAGCCAAAAGCCCUUUUCUGUCCUUAUCUUGUCUUGCAUUUUCAUCUUCAUCAUCAUUAUCAUCAUAUUUGUAUGCUGCUUUUCCAUAGAUAAAACCGUGAUCAAAGGCGGCUUACGACAUGAAAAGAUUUACGUAUAAACAUAGGCAUAAACAUUAAACAAAGCACAUCAAAUAAAACACUUCCCUUUGUUCACUUCCCUUCUGCAUUGAAAUAAGAGCACAUUCUGCAGAAUACCAUCUCCUGCACAGUGCAACCCAAUAGGGCAUAUAUGUUUGCCCAAAUGAUGGAAACAUUAUGCAUUAAUGCACCAGUAUGUCUUUUUCAUAUAAAUUUAUUUAUUAUUGUAAUUAUUGGUUGCUUUUGUAAUGGAAAGUGAACCCCAAGCAAUCUACAGUAUAAUAGAAAAAUGAAAACAAAUAUAAAAUGAAAAGAAAAGAAAAACAUAUACAUAAAAAUCUGUCUAACACAUGCCACCCACUAAAGGAGGACACAGUAUCUAAAACUCUCCAGGUUAAGGGCCAAAAACCUGGCUGAAAAUAAAUAUUUUUUGCCUGGUGCUUAAAAGCAGCCAGUGUUGGCCAUGAGUCCCUGGGGAGAGCAUUCCACAAACAGGGAGCCACCACUGAAAAGGCCUGUUCUUGUGUUGCCACUCUUCGCACCUCCCUUAGUCCAUGCGGUCCUGGAAUCCUGAGCCACAUAAGACUUUGUAGGUCAAAACCAGCACUUUGAAUUGAACCUGGAAAUUGAUAGCCAAUGCAGUCAUGCCAGAAUUGGUUUUAUAUGCUGGUUCCAAAUUUUUGCCCUGCAAUCUCCCAUUCCACAGCUUACCCAGGAGAGGAGGCAUCCUUGCUUGAGCUCAUGAUGCCUUGUGGUCAAGAUCAUUAAGGCAAUUCGCUAAGAGCUCCACUUUUCACAGAGAUGCAGAGAUGCUUGCCUGGUCUGUUAUGCAUUUGGAAAUCCAGCUUCAACCAGUUUUUUUAAAAACCCUAAUGUGUUUAAAGCCACAUUAAAGCCAUUCACACAUGCAGAACAGUGUUUCAAGAGAGGCCCGAAGAUGCUUUUAGCAUCACUUUUGGGAAUGGCCCAACUCCAAAUUUCAUUAGUAAGUCAAUCCCACUCUAUGCAUUCUCCAGACACCCCUGCACCCAUCUAUCAUGUUAGACUACUUUCCUCACUGUUGGCUCAAUCCACUGGGAACAGCUCAGUUUUCACCGUUAGCUUUGAAAACACGUGAGCUCACUGUUUGGAAAGUAUAGUGGCUGCAAUCCUGCACAUUUCGUAGGCUUUCUAGACAGGCCUCUGGCCCAAAUAGGCAAACAGAACUGGAGGACAAGGCAGGGAGCGUUAUAGAAAAAGGCUGGUAAUCAUGUCACAAAGCCAACAGACUAGUGAGAAUCAUGGCAGCUGUAGCCUGUCCUUGGGCCUGUUGGCUCCCUUAAAGGUAAAGGUAAAGGGACCCCUGACCAUUAGGUCCAGUCGUGACCGACUCUGGGGUUGCGGCGCUCAUCUCGCUUUAUUGGCCAAGGGAGCUCGGCCAGCAUGACUAAGCUGCUUCUGGCGAACCAGAGCAGCGCACGGAAAUGCCAUUUACCUUCCCGCUGGAGUGGUACCUAUUUAUCUACUUGCACUUUGACGUGCUUUCGAACUGCUAGGUUGGCAGGAGCUCACCCCGUCGCGGGGAUUCGAACUGCUGACCUUCUGAUCGGCAAGUCCUAGGCUCUGUGGUUUAACCCACAGCGCCACCCGCGUCCCCUGUUGGCUCCCUUACCUUGGUCCUUAUGCAGAAUUCAUUUCAGCAGUUCAUUAUACUCCACCAGUGGCAGAAUUGUGAAAGGGUUGAACUUGGAAUCAGCUGUUUUCAGGAGCUUUGGCCCUUGGGGAGCUCCACAAACAGCCUCAGCAUAGCAACAUUAUGCUCCUCAAACAUGCUGGUAAUCAACAGGAUAAAACUGUGAUAUAAAAGUGCCAGCUUUUCCCAAUCACAGGUAGGUAGGUUAAGGCUUCUCCUGCCACCUAAAAGAUCCCUCCCCAUAAUGCUCAUCCCUCAUAGUGUAGCCUGUAAAUGUAUGUCAAGUAUUUCAUGCAUUCAUUCAAAUCACAUUCCUAAAUGUGCCUUAAAAGCAAAAAACUUUGCCAAUGUUUUAAUUACCGGUAAAUUGGAUAAGAGAGAUUCUUCCAGGUGUUCUAUUCUGUUUGUUAGUACUAAUCUAACUGAAGCCAACCUCUUGCAAAACUUUAUUUAACUUUGAAGGAGUCAUGCAAAGAGUUUUUGCCUGACCUUGCUUGACCUUGCAGGUCCUCUCUUGCAGUGCUUCUCUUGUAUAUUUUUCCUGAUUAUUUAUAAUGCUGCUAAUAAGUUGAAUAUAUUCUUGUGCUGUGUUGCACAGAAGCUUUUGAUAGCCACACUUUGGGCUUCUCCAGAUUGGUGUGUUUUAUUGCCGGUGUCUUCUGCAACAUGUUCUUCACACAAUAAUAGCGCAUUAGCGGUGGAGUUAUCCUGAUCCCUGAUGCUAGCACGACACACACAAAAACCCCAGACCAUUUGUGGUAUGAAAAGUUAGGGGAUUUCAGCGGAAGAAGGUACGUGGGGUAUGCACUGAUUUGAAAUGAAGCAGUGUGACCGCCCCAAAACUUUGGCAGACACAAACAGUAUUGAAAGCAAUACUAUCCCAAUACCGUUAUGAACACAAAUAAUAACAAAUGCACAAUAAAAAGGAUGUCUGGAGAGCCCUAAGAUGUCGCAACUCAGAGGUGUCCACCUGUUUGUCAGUUCCGUCGCGAAGCUGGAAGGAAACUGUUGGGAGUUAUUGUAGGUCUGUCUUCACUCUAAUAUAGAGCUGGCUUCACAGGCUUCCACGGGGUAGAGAAUUCCAUUGUGGGGAGCAGAGCACAUCACUGAGAAAACCCUGCAGCUUCUCACCCUCAUUUUGAUGUCAGGUGGCAGUGGAAGUUGAGUAGGGCUUCAUUUGUAUACCUGAGCAAACAGAGCAGGUUCACUAUGGAACUUCCUUUCUUCAGAUUACCUCACAUUUAGCCUGGGCCUUCACUUGUUCAGUCAGUACAAUUUUCCCAGUAUCUCAUUAGGUUUUAUUAUAUAUAUAUAUGUUGUUGUUGUUGUUUAGUCAUUUAGUCAUGUCCAACUCUUCGUGACCCCAUGGACCAGAGCACGCCAGGCACUCCUGUCUUCCACUGCCUCCCGCAGUUUGGUCAAACUCAUGCUGGUAGCUUCGAGAACACUGUCCAACCAUCUCCUCCUCUGUCGUCCCCUUCUGCUUGUGCCCUCCAUCUUUCCCAGCAUCAGGGUCUUUUCCAGGGGGCCUUCUCUUUUCAUACACCCACCCACCCACCCCAUGUUUUUCUGUCUAUAAGAUGCCCCCAUGUAUAAGACGCCCCCUAUUUUUGGGGACUCAGAUUUAAGAAAAUGGGGGCAGAUAUAUCCGUGUAUAAGAUGCCCCCUAAUUUUUGACAUUAUUUUUCAGGAAAAAACCCUAGUCUUAUACACGGGAAAAUACGGUGUGUGUGUGUGUAUUAUUGGUGGUUUUUUUUGUAAAAUUGCAAAAACAAAACUCAAGUGUUAAAUAAUUGGUUUAAAUAAUAGGAGAAAAUAUAUAUAAUAGGAAAGAAUAUAUAUAUAUUGCUGUCACAUAUAGAAUUCCUUGGUUGCCCUUCAAGUCUUUUUACUGGCUAUGUUUAGAUUCCAAGUCCUUUAGGUGCAGACACGUUCCUUGAAUGUCAAUUGUUCCAAGUCACCCUGGAGCCUGGAUAUAGGACAGGCCAUAGGUCUAAAUGAAUACUAAAAUAAGCAUAACUAGGAGCUGCCCUGGAAUUGUGGGUACCCUAAAACGUGCCCAGAGAGGCCUUCCCUGGUGCCCCCCAGGGUUGAAACGAAGCUUGAAAAAAGCGUUGUAGCCAGUAGUUAUGGGGUGCCUGUGACCAUUUCUCCAGUUUGCAAAUGUGCCCACAGGCCCCCCCCAAGGCCGUAAACCCCUGGCGUAAAAUUAGGGGUCCAGAUCCGCGGCCUCCUGCCCUUCUCACGUUUGCCCUCCCAGCGGGUCUGUCUGGUUAGAAGCAUACAAUGGCGUCUACUAGCAACCACACAUUUUUUCCUGCCUUGGAAAAUGGCCGACUGGCUCAGCCUAGGAGGCUAAAGAGGUAGCAUGGUGGUGAGUUUGCCCGGGCUCUGUCGGGCUGUUGCCCAAGCCGGCUCUCCUGUUCCCUCUGGGAGCAAGACAUUGAUGUGCAUAUGACAGAUGGCUUAGGGCAGAGAUUUUAGACGUGGAGGCUUCCUGUACCACAGCUGCCCACCUGAGGAGUCCUGUCCGCCUCCCAAAUUUCCAACCCAGAGGUGAGACGGGAUUGUGUGUGGAUGGGGAGCAUUGCUGUGCCCAUGGGCCUUGUCAACAACCCCUUUGGAGGUGUGGGGAAGUGGGGGCACGGCCUUCAUGCCUCAGAGCAGCCCUCCAGUUGGACUAACCCAUGGGUAGGCAAACUAAGGCCCGGGGGCUGGAUCCGGCCCAAUCGCCUUCUCAGUCCGGCUCACGGACGGUCCAGGAAUCAGCGUGUUUUUACAUGAGUAGAAUGUGUGCUUUUCUUUAAAAUGCAUCUCUGGGUUAUUUGUGGGGCCUGCCUGGUGUUUUUACAUGAUUAGAGUGCUUUUAUUUAAAAUGGGUUAUUUGUGGGGCAUAAGAAUUCGUUCUCUCCCCCCCCAAAAAAAAAUAUAGUCCGGCCCCCCACAAGGUCUGAGGGACAGUGGACUGGCCCCCUGCUGAAAAGUUUGCUGACCCGUGGACCAACUACAGGUCAGGGGCCUGGGCUGGGCUGGCUUUACAAACCACCUCAGUGAACUACAGUUUAUAGCUUCCACUUCUGAGGGACCUCGAGUCUCGACUACCAAGUUUCAAUUUUGACAUAACUGCUUAAAAAAUAAAAGAAAGCAGACCCUAAAACAGUUAUGAUUGUUCUGAUACAACAUUUCUUAUGAAAACAGGCUUGUUGCAAAACAUAUGCCAUACCCUCCAACAUUUCUCUGAUGACAAUAGGGAUGAUGUCCUGUUCCGUAAUAAUAGUUAUUAUAAUCAAAAUAUUAUUUAAACCCCACCUAUCUAACUGGGUUGCCCCAGCAACUCUGGGUGGCUUCCAGCAUACAGUAUAUAAAAACAUUUUUAAAAAUUAAAUCUUUCCCUAUACAGGGCUGACUUCAGAUGUCUUCUAAAGGUGGUAUAGUCACUUAUCUCCUUAGCUUGGAAGUCGCAUAAUUCCAUACCCUCCAAAAUUUCUCUGAAGAAAAUAGGAACGCCCUAAGGAAAAGUGAGGGACGUGGGUGGCGCUGUGGGUUAAACCACAGAGCCUAGGACUUGCUGAUCAGAAGGUCGGCGGUUCGAAUCCCCACGACAGGGUGAGCUCCCGUUGCUCGGUCCCUGCUCGUGCCAAGCUAGCAGUUCGAAAGCACAUCAAGUGCAAGUAGAUAAAUAGGUACCGCUCCGGCGGGAAGGUAAAUGGCGUUUCUGUGCGCUGCUCUGGUUCGCCAGAAGCGGCUUAGUCAUGCUGGCCACAUGACCCGGAAGCUGUACGCCGGCUCCCUUGGCCAAUAAAGCGAGAUGAGAGCCGCAACCCCACAGUCGGCUACGACUGGACCUGAUGGUCAGGGGUCCCUUUACCUUUACCUUUAAGGAAAAGUGGGACAUUCUGGGAUCAAAUCAGAAACCGGGACAUCUUCUGUUAAUCUGCCCCUGGAAAACAGGGACUCUAGGAGGGUCUGCAGUAAACUACAGUUUAUGGCCUCCAUAUAUGGGGGCCUCAAGUCUCAACGCAUACUAAAAAACUACUAAAUUUCAAAUUCGACACAACUGCUUUAAAAAAAAAAGUAAACGACUCUAAAACAGACAUUGUUGCUCUGAGACAAUAUUUCGUCUGCAAACAGGCUUGUUGCAAAAUAUAUGCUUUAUUUAGAUGGUUUGCUUUUAGUUGGUUUUUUGUACCAGUAUAUUUGCAGAAGGAAAAGUUUAUUUUACAUUUCCAUUGUUGUCCUUGAUGUUAGAAUAAUUUUUUGGUAAUGCUAUGAGGCCUCAGUAUGUCUCAAUCUGGCCCUGGGCCUUGGUUUAGAGGCCUGCGGCUGAAGAAUGAGUUCUGUGGGCCUGGUGUUUCUUAGAACCCUUUUGGAUGUUGAUCUGUAUCAACAUAUCUUCACAGUUGAAUGAAUGAAACGUUAUUGUUUAAAGCCAUCCACCACCGCAAUAUAAAUACAGCAAACAAUCAUUCUUGACAUAUUCCACAGAUGACAGAUAUACAAAAGAAAACAGAAAAGUAAUACUCUGCCCUCCCAUAUGAAUCACACAUUAUCCCUCCACAAUAAACUAUAGAAGUGUUAAAAAUACAACGAGCAAGUUGUAUUCUCAGAUCUUCCUUGUGCAUGAAGUGAAAAUGGGAACUGGAGUGAGUGUGACCAUGUCAAAAUAAAAAAGCAAGUGAAGACACAGGAAACUUCCGGUUGUGCCACACUUGACAAUUGUUAGGUCUCAGCCAAAUCGGUCUCAUACCAGCGAGCCUGCAGGGCUAUCCACAGAAGAAUAUCAUUCCAUUUUAAUUCACUAACCUACCUGGAAAAAUGAAAAUGAAAUGUCAGCCCACUGCUUCUCGGGAGUGGUUUACAAAUUGCUGUUAAAAUGUGAAAAGGUGGGAGUUAUCCUCCCCUCUGCCCAGAGCAGCCCUAUGCGCUGUGCUGUGCUCUGUGACUCUUCUGGGCAUGCUUUCUUAUUGAAAGGAGGCAAGCAAGCCUGUAGCAUUAAUUUGCACAAGGAAGCAACAGGCAGCUCUUUCUAUACAGGGCUAAUUCUGAGUCUCUGUAUGCGGAGUUGGUGAACGCUCCUAUCACACCUGCUAGGGCAGAAUUACCCAUUGAAUCAGAGACUGAUUAGAAGGAGCUGAUGGCUGAGAAAUAAACCACGCACGAUUGCAGCAGGCAGCCCUCCUCUGUGGGUGGGCACUCGCAGGAGUCUUUUUAAGUAUUUUAUUUCUGUUUAUUUUUUUGUGGCACACUUACACGCCCGGCACUCAGUUUGGGACUUACUAGAGUAAGCGCAUAUCCACCCACCACGACGAAGUGACGUCUUUAUGUUGCAUUUGCUCAAUGGUUGCUGAAAUCAGCUGGAUAAGGGAAAGGGCCUUGUGCUGGAACAGUUGCAGGUUGACAGGAACCAACAUAUUCUCUAUCAAUAAAACUAGAGGAAGUGGGGAUGUAACGCCGCGUUUUGAUUUGCAGAAGGGAAUUGCCCAAUAGCACAGACCCUGUGGGAGCCAGCAGCUGUCUCAGAUUUCUUUAUUGCUGCCUCCCAGACCUAUUUAGAUUAUUUUCCUAAACCUAGGAGAAGAGUACAUAACUAAACUGAAGUUGCCUGCUAUGUUGUAGCAGGAGAAGUAGAAAUGGAGGGACUGGUUGGAAGGCCAGAAGGUGAAAUGGGGGUUGCCGACAAAGCAGGGGCAAUAAGUAUCCAGAGUGCCCGUUUUUGAAUUUACAAAAUUGUAGGCUCCAGAACUAUCUCUGUGAUUGCAUAGGGCAUUUCUCUUUUGAAUCCAGGUAUUAUUUCAUUCGGGGGGGGGGGGGGAUAAAUACUGAAAAACUAAACCAAGAGUUUCAAUAACAGCCCUGCCAAAUGAGGUUCAUGUGCAGUGUUGUUCCCUAUAUUUCACAUUAGCAACUACGGCAAGGAGAGCGAUUUGUAACAGCUCUGCAGUGUAGUCCACUGAAGAUUGCAGGUUGGGGCAAAAGGUCUGUGUGGAUUAGCCUAAGGGGGAGAGAAUGGCUUACAACAAACCUACAAUUAUUAUAAUACCUCGGUAGCAGUUUGAGGAUUGGGCUGAGGGGCUCAGAGAAUAGCUUGCAAACAACCUUGCAGCGUAGCCCACUGUUAUUGUUACACUAUUGCUGGUUGUGGGGCUGUGCUGAGAGACAGUACAGUGGUACCUCGGGUUAAGUACUUAAUUCGUUCCGGAGGUCCGUUCUUAACCUGAAACUGUUCUUAACCUGAAGCACCACUUUAGCUAAUGGGGCCUCCUGCUGCCGCCACGCCGCUGGAGCACGAUUUCUGUUCUUAUCCUGAAACAAAGUUCUUAACCUGAAGCACUAUUUCUGGGUUAGCAGAGUCUGUAACCUGUAGUGUAUGUAACCUGAAGCGUAUGUAACCUGAGGUACCACUGUAGUUUAUAACAGCUCUGCAGUGUAGCCCACAGUUAAUGUUACAGGUCAGAGCUGGAACUGAGGCUGGUUUCAAUUCUUAAGUCAAACAUCCUCCAUAUUUAUCUAUUUUAGAUAUUUAUAUUCUACUGAAUAUUCAUAAUGUCUAAAAUGUCCUGUAGUUUGCAGCAAUCUGGUUAAAUUGUCCCCUCAGUUUUCCUUCCCAGUCUAAGGGCUCGUUCACACUUCUGCUUGUUCCAUGCCUAGAAAGCAGGAGUCCUAGAGGUUUUCUGCUUGCCCCAUGCUUUCUCGGCAUGGAUCCGAGCAGUUUUGCAUUUGCCCCACAGCUUUCCCCUGGAAAACAUACGCUUUACCACUGAAUCAGAACAAAUGGCAAUUCAAGGAAAACUCAGUUGCCAUUUGGUCUGAUUCAGCAGUAAACUUCAGGUUUUCCUGAGGAAAGUGGCAAGGUAGUUGGAGGUGUGGCGAAGCCCUCAGUUUCAUGCAGAAGCACUGUGCUCAGUUGAUCUGCUUGCAGACAGGUUAAAGGUAAAGGUAAAGGGAUGCAGGUGGCGCUGUGGGUUAAACCACAGAGCCUAGGACUUGCCGAUCAGAAGGUCAGUGGUUCGAAUCCCUGCAACGGGGUGAGCUCCUGUUGCUCAGUCCCUGCUCCUGCCAACCUAGCAGUUCGAAAGCAUGUCAAAGUGCAAGUAGAUAAAUAGGUACCGCUCUGGCAGGAAGGUAAAUGGCGUUUCCGUGCGCUGCUCUGGUUUCUCCAGAAGCGGCUUAGUCAUGCUGGCCACAUGACCCAGAAGCUGUACGCCAGCUCCCUCGGCCAAUAAAGCGAGAUGAGCGCUGCAACCCCAGAGUCGGCCACGACUGGACCUAAUGGUCAGGGGUCCCUUUACCUUUAAAGGUAAAGGUAAAGGGACCCCUGAUUACACUUCAAAAUAUUCAAAUAUUCAAAAUAUUCAAAACAAAACCCCUUUCCUCCACACAAACUAAGAUCCCAGUCUGAAAGAGUAGUGACUCCCAUUUUUGCUGCUACCUGUUCCUUUUUGGGGAGGGUACCCAUUGUCCAUAUGCAGGCACAUUAAAAUGUUGACUUCCUCAAUUGUUUUCUCCAGGCAGCUCUCAAUUCCACAUUGGUGAAGGUGUUGUUUUUUUAAAAAAAGUUGUAUUCCAAACCAUAAAUUCGAAGUAUGCCUCUCUCUUCUGUUUUCACAUCUCUGUGAGCCAGGCACAGCCUUCUGGGACAGCGAGCACAGCACCAAUCAGAUCCUGUGAAGGCACCAGAAAGCGAAGCCAACUUGGCCAUUUUUGGCUGGGAAGGGGGGGGGGAAGCCCAGCAGCAAAGCAAACUGUUCACCUAAUUCGCAAAGCUAUAAAUAAGUAAGCAAGCAAGUUGGCCGGGCCAGGAAAAAAUGACCUUGCCCUCUGCUUUUGUUUUUGGCUAAGCAGCCCGCAAACCUUGACGCAAGACUGGCCCUGCAGCCAGAUCAGUUGAAUUGCCCCCUGCAACUACCUAGGGUAGUGCAAUAAAGAAUAGCUUCCAGGUGCUUCCAGGAAGCCCGCAAAUGCAACAUGAAGUUACUGCCAGCACUCUUGCUUGCCAGUCUACAUGAUAACAGGUAUUCGGAACAAGCUCUCGCUGAACCUGAACAUUGCAUCAAACCUUCACUGCAGAAGAGGGAGUUUUAGGAAGUUUUGCUUGCCAAUUCAGAGUGCUUCUGGGGCAAGAAAAGCUGCACUAGCUGAAAUUCUCUCUUCUGCUAAAGCCAUUAAAGGCACAAGGACCCAAUUUUCUCUUGCUUUUGAUGACGUUAGUUACUUAACUUGGUGUGCUCCUUAACUCCUUUACUCCCAUAUCUAUGGAUGUAUUCACAAUAACAGAUAGCUGCUAGAACUGUUGUGCAGUCCUGCUGCUCUAAGGCUUUUGCUUGGCCAGUGGUAGUUUGGUGUACGAUGGUUGCAUGACCUAGCAGCAGUUGCAUGCUGUUUUCCUUGGACUGCUUGAAUAGUUCAGGAGUAGUAUAUAACUCCUGUUCUGCUGGGAAGAAAUAGCUGUGUGAUUCCCUGCUGUCAUGCCAUCACCCAGUACCUAUUGCCAGGGGCAAUGGAAGAUUGUGCCUGGGAUCAAAGCAGGGGGAGAGAACAAUAAUGUGCUCCUCACUGAAGCAGGGUGGAUAAAAAUCUGUUAAAAAUUACAGUGAUCAGAUUUUUAAAAACUAAACCUGAGAGGUUUAAAUCCCACCCCACCCCACCCCAGUUUAAAGUUGGCAUUUAACCCAGUUGUAUUAACAGUGCAAUCAAAUUCAUUGCACUGGGAGAGGCCGUCAAUACCAUAUAACACUGGUCCUGAAAGACCUACAUUGGCUCCCAGUACAUUUCCGAGCACAAUUCAAAGAGUUGGUGCUGACCUUGAAAGCCCUAAAUGGCUUUGGCCCAUUAUACCUGAAAGAGCGUCUCCACCCCUGUCAUUCAGCCCGGACACUGAGGUCCAGCACCAAGGGCCCUCUAGCCGAUUCCCUCACUGCAAGAAGUGAGGUUACAGGGAACCAGGCAGAGGGCCUUCUCGGUAGUGGCGCCCACCCUGUGGAACACCCUCCCAUCAGAUGUCAAGGAAAUAAACAACUAUCUGACUUUUCGAAGACAUCUGAAGGCAGCCCUGUUUAGGGAAGUUUUGAAUGUUUGAUGUUUUAUCAUGUUUUUAAUAUUCUGUUGGGAGAUGCCCAGAGUGGCUGGGGAAACUCAGCCAGAAGGGCGGGGUAUAAAUAAUUUUGUUGUUGUUGUUGUUAUUUGUUUGUUGUUAUUUGUGUCUACUCAGACAUAUGUACCACUGAAUUGAGCUGGACUUUCUCCCAGGUCGGUGGCCAUAGGACUGCAACCUGAAUAUCUCUUUGUGAUAACGACCUCAUUUAAAAAGAAAUCUGACUUUAACACAAACCAGCGUGUUAAGCAGAGCAAUCCGUACUGGGGCAGAGAACAGAGGGAUGGGCUAGAGCGGAACAGUGAAUCCACUGUCUGCUGCCCUACUGGCUUGUGCUGGUCAGGACAGUCUAUGCCAGCUCCAGGCUGGUGGUAGCAGUCCUGAAGAUCAGGCCCCUUGGGGGGAUUCCCAUGGCUUUAGAUUGCAUGGAUCCCCACCCUGAAAGGCACAUUGGGGCCUUCUGCUGGCUACUGCUUUCCUUCCAUCUGGGUGGUACUGACAUCACCACCACAGGGGAGGUCAGCGGAGAGGCAGCUAUGCGCCGUCCAGCCCCAGCCCCAUCAACAUGGAGGGCGUGCAUGCAUGCGUGCUAGAAUUGCACCGCAAGUCUGCCUUUAAAAACCAAACCCAUGUGUAUGAUGGCCAGAUGCAUUGUUCAGAAGAGGGGAGCUUCAGCAGUUGUAACAUACAUGACAGCUAUUAAAGGUGAAGGAAUCCUAUCAGCUUUUGCAUCUGGCCGCCCUAGAGACAGGUAAACAGAAAUCCAUUCAUUUUCACCAUUGCUCAUAUUGUCUCUAAUCAAUCAAUCAAUCAGUCCAAAGGUGUUUGUUUAUGUGCCUAGAUUGUAUAAAGGUUUUAUUCUGUGUUAAACCAAUUCAUUUUUAUUAUCAUGGUAGUCGUAUAGUAAUUAUUAUGGUACUAUACAUAGCCUUGUUCAGGUAGUAUAACUUGCACAAUAGAAAAAAAAAUUGUUUUAAAUCAGUUGUUCAAAUUGAUACAUUUUUCUUGGUAAUUACAGCAUGGAUCAAAAUCACAUUUAUUUAACUCAUCCACCCUGCGCUGAUACGGUAGGGCAAACAGCGCAGUAUUAAAGUGUUUUGCUGUGGGACUUAUUUCUUCUUCUUUUUUAAAAAAUAAUAAUAUUUAUUAAAAGUUUAAGAAUUAAAGGGGGAAAAAAGAAAAAGAAAAAAUAAACAGUACAAAUCAACACAUUACAGUACAUAUACAUAAAAAAGAAAAGCAUAAAAAACACAAUACAUGCUGUGGGACUUAUUUCUUGAGGACUAUCUCUUGAAAAGUUAGUUGUAAACGCGCCGCAAUAAUAAGGGUGUUUAAAAGUGAUAAAAGUACAUUUUUCUAUCCUUUUAGUGGAUGGUUAACAAGCAGUGGAGGUUGGUUUUGGUCCUUGCUAGUGAAUUCAAAGUAACCAGGGUGCAGCAGUGAAUUAAAAAGAGCCUACAACGUUCUUUUGCAUUGCCCCUGCUGUCCUUGCAUGUGGGUUUCCCCUCCGCUCUGACUUUGCUGGUGCUCCUCUGUCUGUUCCUUUCCGAUCCCAGCUUAGGCCUCUCUCGAGCAUUUAGCAGGCCUGCUGGAUAGCAUAGCAGUUUUGCAAUAUGAAUACCCCACCCAGAAUUGUCCCAGUGGGCAGGGCAGACUCGGUGACUUCAGCAGCACUUAGCAAAUGAAUGAUGGGAACGGAGCGUCUCCAUGCGCAGCCAAACACAUGUGCAUCUUGUCUAGCCCCACACAUGCCCCGGAGCAGAGAAAUGACUUUGAAUGCUCAACAACCCAGUAUUUUAGACUCCUUCCCCUCCUCCUGCAGUCACAAGACCUUGACAGCGGCCUGAGGAACGGGUAAUGUUCUGAGACGCCACAAGGAUCUCUGCGAAGAGAGUUGAGCCGCUGUGGCUUGCUCUAGGAAGCAAGCUCGGAAAGAUAGAAGAAAUAAUACUUAGUUGCUCCUCACGCGUGGAAAAAGGAAAUGAAAUAUGGAAGGAUAUGGAUAAGGUUGCCAAGGUAUAUACAGUAUACCAGACCCUGCUUUUGUAUCAUUAACAGCAGCUUGAUCUGCAGACAUUGGCAGGUUCUAAUGUUUAUCACCGUCCUGUAAAAAGAAGCAGCUGCUUAUUUCUGCAGAACAAGCUUCUGCUAAAGGUGCAGGGAACAGGCCAAGCCAGUUUUUUUUUCCUGGCCAGUUGGCAACUUUAGUCUUCAAGGGACUUUCCAAAUUAUUUUUUUAAAAGAUUUUAUUCAAAAGGCAUAAGGGCAUAUCUUCAUUCCAAACAUUCUUCGGUUUCCAUGCAACUUUAACUAUCUUAGCUUUCCCUAAAGGAUCCUGGAAAUUGUUGUUUGAUGGUGUUCUGAGAAUACUGUUGUCCGUAACCCUAUUUCAUAGAAGUACAAUUCCUAGGAUUGACUGGCAAGAGGAAAUGAGUGUUGAGUUCACUUGUAUGAGCCCCAGUUUACUGCCAAAAGCAUCAUAACACAUUCUUUUUUUUUUAAAGGGGCUGGAACAGGGUAGCAGAAGAGCUUUUUUUUUCUAAGAAAAGAUCAAAAUGGCAUGGGCAGGAGGGGAUGUGUGGCUUAUGCUGAAUUUUGUAAAUGGGACAUUCAGAUACUGUAAGCAAUUUAAAAAAUAAACUUUAUCAGUGUUUUCCUCAAAGGGGUAAAUCUGGAUUAAAUGGGGGGAAUGCAGGCUGGCAUUUUGAUGUCAGUGAUGUGUGGUUGCUGUGAAAAAUUUGCUUGCCUGAGGAGUACCCAUCUCACAAUAAAAACCCACCUGGAAGCACCUUUGGUAUCAGGGAAUAAUGCUGUACAUAGCAAUCACCAUUAAGAAUGGACGUGCUAACUAAAAUAAGUAUUAGAUUUUUGGAGCAAUAGUAAUAAAAAUAAAUUGUUGUUCAGGGUACUGAGAAAGUCUUUUGUUAGUUAAAGAAAAGGAUUGUCUACAAACCCCCCGAGAUGAGAAUGUUCCAACUAAAUUUGCUUGUUGACUGGCGUGAUUGUGACAUCAAAGGUGGCUUGGCCAAUGGUAGAGAGGCAGCUUCCCCUUCCUUUUUGUGCUCUCUUCUCUGAUGGUGGCAGUGUUGGGGGGCUUUUGUUGCAUUCAGGGGUUAAGAUCCAUUGGGAGGGUGGAACUUCUGAUCAUCCUGGAUGAGGAAACCUCCUUACUUCUCCCCAUCAGGGGACUGAAGGCAAUUGAUCAGGGACCUCUUUUGGCCAGGAAGGGUGGUAUGAGGGAGAAGGACUCAAAGCUCCCUGAAGCAAACUUGGCAUAGGCCACCCUGAUCUCACAAAUGCAUGUUGGUUGGUUGAUUUUAAAGUACGGGUGGAAGAAGAGAGGAAGUGCUGGUUAGCCCUUUCAUUUUUGUCCCAAAAACCUCUUUAUCUGAUGCUGUCCAAGACUGGCUGCACCUCAGAGAGCUUAUGCAAAAAGGAGACAAUUGAGCCUUCUGUCUUCUACCAACUCCCUCUCUCUGCAAGGCAUUCUGCACAUGUAUCUCUCAGUUGCAGCUCGCUUUUUUAUAUACCCUAGGAAGUUUAGGAGGAAGUGAAAGAAAGAGCUGAGUGGGGGCGAUUUGGGUUCCACGUUGCUCCUUCCAUGCCCUUGGAAGUCUAGUCCCCUAUUAGCAAGUUUACUAUAUGCUGCCCUAAAUCUUUUUGACCUUUCCCCGCAAUUCAUCUGCACCUUCCCGCAGUCCCAGACCCUCAUUUUGUUCUCUUCCUUUGCCCUGCAGCCUUAUGUCUCAGUGGCCCAGCAGAUGGCACCCCCAAGUCCCAGUGGCAGCAGCAACAACAACAGCAGCAGCAGCAGCAGCGGGCCAGGCGGCGGAGGCGGCGGAGGGGACCAGCUGAGCAAAACAAAUCUCUACAUCCGGGGCCUGCACCCGGGUACCACAGACCAGGACCUUGUCAAGCUGUGCCAACCGUAAGUUACUGGGACGAAGAGACCUGGGAGGGCAGUGUCAUGCUGUAAACGGAAGCUGAAAAGAACCGGGUCAAUAAUUUAUUGCCCUCCCAACCGUCUCCAUGGCAACCUCUCCCCAACCCGAGUGAAAACCCCAGUCUUAGAGAAGAUGCUUUCAUCAGCCCCUCUAAGGCCAGGGUUCUCAAAUGGAGGCAUUAGCAUUUAAGCCGCCCAAAACGUAUUCCCUGCAAGACAGACAUCGGCAGUAAACGGCUUUCAGAGAUUCCUCCUAUGCUUACAAGGGGUGGGGGCUACUAAGUUAGAUCCAGUGGGACCUCAUGGGCCAACAGGAGGGAUUUUAGGAGAAGCAACCACGACAAGAGAUCCAGUAAUAUCACUGCAACUGACAGCACGCUGCAUAGCUCAGCUGGUUAGAGCGUGGUGCUGAUAACACCAAGAUUGCAGGUUCAGUCCCCGUAAGGGACGGCUGCAUCUUCCUGCAUUACAGGGGAUCGGACUAGAUCAUCCUCAGGGUUCCUUCCAGUUCUUCAAUUCUAUGAUUCUGUGUGGAUUAGGAGGAGAAAGGAUCGAAAGGAUCGAGACUUAGGGGUUGAGGGUUGGUUGUGGCCAAAGGAGGUUGCUAUAGGGAAAUCUGCUAAAUCAGUAAGGAAGCCUUAGUUACAGUAGGUCAGGGCAGGCCAGAUCCAGGUCAUGCUUGCUUAUUAGAGCAAACAGAGAAUUAGAGCAAUUCUGCUGCUGCCUACAGAUCUCCCGUUGCCUUUCUGUCUGUGUGUGUUCUCUUCUGGUUUAUUUUCCCUCUUGACUCUCUACACCUUUGCCUCGCCCCUCCCUUCAACUAAACUGGAGCCAAGUCAUCCGUGGAUCGGUUGGCUGGCACUUUGCCUCCUGGCCCAUUGAAGGCGCUCCAUGUGGAGAGGUCAUGGGGCUAGAAGAAGCACAAACUGCUUUUGGCCGUGCCGUUUGCACCUUUCCAAUGAGGCCCAGUCCUUAAAUGCGAGGAAGGCAAACGGGCAGAAUGGAAUCUGUAUCCUGACCUCCAGUCCAGGUUUUACAUUCCCACCAAACCAUCGUGAAGAGGAGCACCUCCAUGCACAACAAGCUAUUUUAACUAUGAUUAUAUAUUUAUUUAGGAUGCGGGUGGCGCUGUGGUCUAAACCACAGGGCCUAGGGCUUGCUGAUCAGAAGGUUGGUGGUUUGAAUCCCCGCAACGGGGUGAGCUCCCAUUGUUCGGUUCCAGCUCCUGCCCACCUAGCAGUUCGAAAGCACGUCAAGUGCAAGUAGAUAAAUAGGUACCGCUCUGGCGGGAAGGUAAAUAGUGUUUCUGUGCCCUGCUCUGGUUCGCCAGAAGCAGCUUAGUCAUGCUGGCCACAUGACCCGGAAGCUGUCUGCAGACAAAUGCCAGCUCCCUCGGCCUACAGAGCGAGAUGAGCGCCGCAACCCCAGAGUCGUCCGCGACUGGGCCUAACGGUCAGGGGUCCCUUUACCUUUAUAACAAAGCCACUCCCUUGCCCCCACCACCCCAAAAUCAGAUUUACUGUGGAAAGGGAAAUGCCAGGAUAACGCACUGAAAAGUGCACUAUAGCAAUUACUUGAUGCAGUGUCACAUAGCCUCCCAGCAAACUCUAUGCAAGCAAAUCAGGAUGAAUGCUCAAUAAGCAGGUUGUCUGGAAGCAACCCAUAUUUGAGACCCUGCAACCCUUGUGGCAUAACAUGCCUCCUAGUGAGCACACCUCCUUGCCCCCGCGAUUGAGGGAGCCGGGGCUGUGCGACGUCAGCAGGCUGUGUGCAGAUGCCGCGGGGGAGGGGGUUGCACUCAAGACAUCAGCACACCCCGCUGAUGUGUUGUGCACAUGCCCCGUGGUUUGCGGCGUGACACAAGCACACCUCUUGGAGUGUGCACAUGGCUGCCAGGGAAUUUUGAGGGGGGCCGGCCCCUUCCUUGAAAUCUUUUUUGGGGCCCUGCCAGAUGGGACGCCUGCCUGCCAGUGGUGACCUUCGGGCAAUCUUGUUACCCAUCACCAAUGCUCCAAGGACAUGUUGUUGUUUAGUCGUUUAGUCAUGUCCGACUCUUCAUGACCCCAUGGACCAGAGCACGCCGGGCACUCCUGUCUUCCACUGCCUCCCGCAGUUUGGUCAAACUCAUGCUGGUAGCUUCGAGGAAACUAUCCAACCAUCUCGUCCUCUGUCGUCCCCUUCUCCUUGAGCCCUCAAUCUUUCCCAACAUCAGGAUCUUUUCCAGGGAGUCUUCUCUUCUCAUGAGGUGGCCAAAGUAUUGGAGCCUCAGCUUCAGGAUCUGUCCUUCCAGUGAGCACUCAGGGCUGAUUUCCUUCAGAAUGGAGAGGUUUGAUCUUCUUGCAGUCCAUGGGACUCUCAAGAGUCUCCUCCAGCACCAUAAUUCAAAAGCAUCAAUUCUUCGGUGAUCAGCCUUCUUUAUGGUCCAGCUCUCACUUCCAUACAUCACUACUGGGAAAACCAUAGCUUUAACUAUACGGACCUUUGUUGGCAAGGUGAUGUCUCUGCUUUAUAAGAUGCUGUCUAGGUUUGUCACUGCUUUCCUCCCAAGAAGCAGGCAUCUUUUAAUUUCGUGACUGCUGUCACCAUCUGCAGUGAUCAUGGAGCCCAAGAAAGUAAAAUCUCUCACUGCCUCCAUUUCUUCCCCUUCUAUUUGCCAGGAGGUGAUGGGACCAGUGGCCAUGAUCUUUGUUUUUUUGACGUUGAGCUUCAGACCAUAUUUUGCGCUCUCCUCUUUCACCCUCAUUAAAAGGUUCUUUAAUUCCUCCUCACUUUUAUAAAUAAGCCCAAUAACAGCUACAGCAAUUCCAGUUGUUCCAGCUUUGCCGUCCUGUUUUGGGGGCUCAGCCGUAGUCUGUCUAAUACCCUAACUCUAAAUGGCAAGAAAUGUCAUUUCUUUGGCUUACCCCUGAUCUCAUGAGUGGCCAUGUGAAGAUAGCUGUACCCCAAGUAAAGAUUAUCGCAAGGGAUUUUGGGAGGCGGUGGCAAUUAGCGGGCCUACUAGUGUGUGCAUUCACUGCAGUUAUGAUGUAUUGACAUAAGGACGCCUUUGUAUUUAUGUUCUCUGCCAUAGCUUGCCCGAUCCCACUUCUCCUUGCCUGGAGAAGACUGAAAUAGGCUAGAGUGCUUAAAGCUAAGUGGCUAGGAGGGGCGGGCAGGGGGCUGUUCCUCUCUUACCUCAGCUCACCCCAGCCUGGAAUGCUGGAUCUGGCCCGAAAGCCACACUUGACAAACACGCCUCCUUCAAAACCAGGAAUCUGCCCGGGCUGAGUGUGAGGGAAGGGAUCUCUGCAAGCUGCUUGUGAGCAGGGGGCGGGGAGGAGAUGGGGAAGGGAAUGGGGCCUAGAGGCUGAAUGCUGGUAGUGGCUUGGAGCUGAGGAUUGUGGGUUGCAUUCCUGGUUUUGCCACUGCCUUGCAUCACUUGCGUGCAGUGCCCUGCCGCCUCUCGGUUCCCACAUCUGCAGAGCAGCAGCCUCCGCCACCACCGCCCUCCCCAAGCCUGAGAUCUCAUCGCUGCAACCACAGCAUUCAUCCUGCUCUUGAAACCCUGCAGCUGGAUUCCCCUGUGUGCUGGCUGGGAGGCGCCAGAACUUGGCUGUUCUUGGCGCCGGUCGGAUUUCCUGGGCUUGUCCUUUCCUGGGCAGGAAAUCCUGCUCAGGGCGAGCAGGAAGCAUUGGUGGGGGGGGGGCGCGGUUUGGGGUUGGAGGGGGCAGCUGGGAUGGACUCUGAAGGGUUCAUUGUUGGGGGGAGGGGAAGGAGUAUUGGACUCAGUCGCCUGUUUUGAGAAAGGCUGACGGGUUAUUGGUGGCUGCGUUCACACUGGGUUUUUGCAAUAGGUUGGAGAUGUUUAAGCGCUGCAGUCCUGUAUACAUUAAGCUGGGAGUAGCACUUUCUAAAUAAGCAUUUUGUGUCUGUAAGGCAGCGACCCAGGGAGAAUCUCCUGCUGAAGUCAGUGGAAGUUACUUCUCAAUAACCAUGCCUAAGACUGGACUGCACCCUCACUUCACAUAACAGUAGUUGGAAGGAAUGCUUCUCUUUGGGAGGAGGGGUCAAGAGGUUCAAAACUUUUCUGGCCAGAGAGGAGUCAACCCCAGCAUUGUUAAAGACAAUUUUCAAUAGCUCCGGGGCUUUCUUAUUCUUGCCUUGGGGCAUGCUGGGAGGAUGGGCAACCCAUUUAAGGGCACUUUUAAUGUUCUGAUUAUUUUAAAGCAGAUCGCUAUAAAGGCAAUUUGCAUGUUUGCACUGGAUAUACAUAAGAGCUACAAUCUGAACUCUGUGUGUUCUAAAUGUCUGUGAUUAUAUCAUGUAACAGUGGGUUUUUUAAUAUCUGGUGAGGGAUUUUAAAAAACCACAGCAGCACCCCCAUGCUUCUACACCAAGGAAAGUCCAAUUUUAAAACCUUGAGUUUUGUUAAUUUGCAUACAUUUAUUCUGCUUUGGCUGGCAACUGUCUUAGGUGUUCCACAUCACUCCUUGUUCCUCCCUCGUAGCAGGCAGAAAAGCAGAAUAAAUUAUGCAAGGUAAUCAUAAUUAAGACGCUUGAAUUUGGCAUUUCCUGGUCUAGAAGUCUCCUUCUCCCUGUUGCCACCUAUUCACUGGGCACGGCUUGUGCUGUGUUGUCACUGGUAGCCUGCCCCAAAGUCAUACAUCACCACAUCCAUCACUUGGUCCAUCUUCGGGGAGUGGGGGGCAAGUGGGCAAGGUAGCUCGUCCGCCCCCCAUGCCAGCAAAGGCAGAGGGAUCAGGUUACGCUUCAGGUUACAUACGCUUCAGGUUACAGACUCCGCUAACCCAGAAAUAGUGCUUCAGGUUAAGAACUUUGCUUCAGGAUGAGAACAGAAAUCGUGCUCCGGCAGCGCACCGGCAGCAGGAGGCCCCAUUAGCUGAAAUGGUGCUUCAGGUUAAGAACAGUUUCAGGUUAAGAAUGGACCUCCGGAACGAAUUAAGGUACCACUGUACACUGCAGUGUUGAAAACCCAACAUCGCCCAGCCCUGCUAGCCAGUAGCAAACCUGUCUGCCAUGUAAAGUGACAUUUGGCCCAUAGUCAGGCCUCUGUCCAGGAGCUGUUGCUUGCCUGACACUUUUCCUGCCCUGAACCACACCUUCAGCAGUUGCACAAUAGGAAUUCUAGUGAUGGGGGAAAGCAUCGCCUACAGAAUGUAUUAAUGUUCUUCGGAUUUCUAGAAGAGGGCAAGGCCUUACCCGGUAGAGACAUGAUUUCUAGGCCGGCUUUUGAGGCCUGUUUAGAAAUGUAGCGCUAUCUCAGAUUUCUCCCCAGGGGAUCGCUCAGGCCUGCACAAACCACUAGACGCUUGGAGCUUAUUGGACUGCUCAGCAGGGAAGGAAGGAAGGAUGUGGCAUAUUUUUGGAUGUUGGUUAUGAACAGCAACGGCAUUAAUUCCACCAUGUUCCUUUGUGCCCCACAGAUAUGGCAAAAUUGUCUCCACCAAGGCCAUCCUGGACAAAACGACCAACAAAUGCAAAGGCAAGUGCAGAUUGGUGGGGCGGUGCGCUGCCAACUGGGUGAGGGGAGCACAGUGCAGCAGCGUUGAGAAGGAAGGGGCGUAUGGCGCUGGAAUCGCAGCUCGGGGCAGAUGGGGUUUUGCUUGCGGUUUUGGAGAGGGAGAGCUCAGAGGCCGGGGUGCUUCACUGCAUCCUUUACCCGAUUGCAUUGAGCGGUUCUGGGACCGAGCCUUCUCCCCAAGAAGAUACCUUUCCCUGCACAAGUUCUCUCAAUCUCAAGGGGUGUGGGUUUGGCAGGGAGGGGGCUCAUAAGGAAAGAGGGGCAAGGGAGAGGAAAGGAUGAGAAUUCGAUUCUGGAGCCAAGUUUCUGGGGGAAGAUUGGUUCUGUCUGGGAGGUGGGGCUGGGUUAUCUGUGUGAGAGGGAGGUGCCACUGGGGGGGGGGUGGGGUAGGGAGUGGAAUUCCUGACAUGCCAGACAUUGCUGAGGGAUGGGAUGGGAUGGGAUGGGAUGGGGGGGGGGAGGGAGCAGCAUCCACUCAGAACAGAGGCUUGGAGAGGGGAAGGGAAAUUGCUCUUCUGACAGUGAGAGGCGGGCUCUCCCUCCCUUGCUUUCCUGCCAAUGUUUGCUAACUAGCCAGGUAACACAAGCGCAGCAUUGCCCGCUCAGAAUUCAUCUGUGGCAUGCUGGAGGGUGUGGCGCUGCAAGGUAAUGAAAAGUGUGCGCAUGUGCGCAUGGUGGGGGGAAGGUCAGGGAAAGGGGUCUACCCCCACCAUAGACGUUGGGGGGUGCCUCUAGGCCAUGCUAACUAGUAGAAAGCUGAGUGGUUCUCUGCAGAGGCUGUUUGUCCACCUUCAAAGCAAGAUACGCAAGGCCUGCCCUCUUAUUUCCAUCUCCUUAAUUUCUGCAGGUUCCUUAAUUUCUUCCAUCUCCUUAAUUUCUGCAGGCUAUGGCUUUGUGGAUUUUGACAGCCCCACAGCGGCCCAGAAGGCAGUGACUGCACUCAAAGCCAGUGGGGUUCAGGCCCAGAUGGCCAAGGUAAGACUUGUGCCCCAGCACCUAUGGGGGAAGAUGCCAGUCCUUCCAUCUCCAGGAUAGAGAGGGAAGACAGGAGGGCAGCCUCUGGGCUGCAGUUCAAAUCCCAGGCCAGCUCCCUACAUAAUGCAGCAAACAUGCACAAUGCAAGCAUGUCUUUUUAAACAUCUGUGUACAUGUGUUUGGGAACUGUGAUUGGGGCAGGCUUCCCAGCUUCCAUAUAUAUAUCGGGUUUUCAAAUGAAUCGUCCACACUGUGUAGCGUCGUAAUACUUGCAUGCAUGCAUGCAACAGACAUAGCUGUCUUGUCUGCUGCCUGAGGGCUCAGCCACACUUCUGCUUCUCCCGGGCCUAGAAAGCAUGGGUCCAAGUGGUUUUCCACUUGUCCCACAUUUUCUAGGCACAGGUCCAGGCUGUUUUGCAACUUUCCCCUGGAAAACAUGCUCUUUGCAGCUGAAUCGGAACAAACCUGCAUCAUUCCUACAUUGCAGCGGGGUUGGACUAGAUGGCCUUUGGGUUACCUUCCAACUCUACAAUUCUAUGAUUCUAUGAAAUAGCAACCUGAUUGCCGUUUAUAGUGGUAAAGAGUGGGUUUUCCCGGAGAAAGUAGCAGGCCAAACGGAGCUUCGGGCGAGCGCUAACUCUCUGUAUGAAAUCAUGGGUCCCCUCUGAUACGCAUAAAUCCUAAGCCUUAAGCUGCCCUGUAAUAUCCCAGUACAGUGGUACCUCAGGUUACAAAUGCUUCAGGUUACAAACACUUCAGGUUACAGACUCCGCUAACCCGGAAGUAGUACCUCGGGUUAAGAACUUUACUUCAAGAUGAGAACAGAAAUUGCAUGGCGGUUGCACGGCAGCAGUGGGAGGCCCCCUUAGCUAAAGUGGUACCUCAGGUUAAGUUAAGAACAGUUUUAGGUUAAGAAUGGACCUCCAGAACGAAUUAAGUCCACAACCAGAGGUACCACUGUAGUGUGUUUCUCGACAGGGCUCUCCAGGGCACAGACUGUGAUCACGGACCAUAUUCUGUGCCUUGCCUCCUUCUUAGGCGUUGAGAGUCUUUGUGAUAUGACGGAGGUUGGGAAACUGCCAGUCUCGUGAACUGAGGCAGGCUGCGAAUUUGGGAAGGGAAGGGGCGGCCUGAAAGGAACGAGUCCCCAGGGACGGGAUGGAUGAUUGCUAGGCAACAGCCUGACUUUCUUGUUUCCAUAGCAACAGGAGCAGGAUCCCACCAACCUCUACCUGUCAAACCUGCCUCUGGGCAUGGACGAGGCUGAAUUGGAGUCGAUGCUGAAGCCCUUUGGACAAGUCAUCUCCACGCGCAUCCUUCGCGACGCCAGCGGUACCAGCCGGGGGGUCGGCUUUGCCAGGUCAGGAGGGUGGGCUUUCUCUGUCUACAGGCAGAUUUCCUUGUGCUCCAGCCCUGGCUGGGGUCUGGCUUCUUAACUCCUGUGAUCUCGCCUCACACAAUGGUGGCAGCUUACGCCAGUAUGCUCCCUGAGGCAGGCGUGUCUGUGCACCUUCCCAUGCAGACAUGUGCUCACUUGUCUCUGUCGCUGCGCCGCUCUGCUUUCACAGAGACCCAGAAAUCACUGGCCACACAGAGGCUGGCAAGCCCACACCUGGCCGAGUCUUGACCCAGACGCCUUUGUCCAAGCGUUUGUUUCCACAAGGGCUUUUGCACAGGGACUUGCUAGGACAAACCCUCCCUUAUGUAUGGAAGGUUUGCAGAUAUGCUGAACAAACACACGCUCCCUCACCUGGGGGAAUGUUUGCAUUUCCACUUAUACGAUGGAUGCCCUAUUCCUAGGGCCUAGUGUGGAUGGUUAUUAUUAUUAUUAUUAAAUCAAAUAAUUUACCAUCCUGUACCCACAGGUCUCAGGGCAGUUCACAACAUGAAGACGCAAUAUAAAAACACAAAAUACAUAAUAAAAAUAAAAAGAGCAACCCAAUAACGCCCCCCUCCCCAACACAUUUUAAAAGGGCAUCUGAUCUUAAUCAGCCAAAGGCCGACUGGUUAAAGGGGAACGUUUUUGCCUCGCACCUAAAGGUGUAUAAUGAAGGCGCCAGCAGAACCUCCCUGGGGAGAGCAUCCCACAAACAGGGAGCCACUGCAGAGAAGGCCCUGUUCUCGUGUUGCCACCCUUUGGAUGUCUCGAGGAGGAGGCACACGAAGAAGGGCCUCAGAAGAUGAUCUCAGGGUCUGGGUAGGUUCAUAUGGAAAGAGGUGGUCCUUGAGGUAUUGCAGUCCUGAGCCGUUUAAGGGUGUAUAGGUCAAAACCAGCACUUUGAAUUGGGCUCAGAAACUAAUUGGUAGCCAGGGCAGUCGGACCAGGAUCGGUGUAAUAUGCUCAAACCGUCUUGCCCCGGAGAGCAAGCUGGCCGCUGAAUUCUGCACUAGCUGAAGUUUCCAAACUGUCUUCAGAGGCAGCCCUACAUAUAACGCAUUGCAGUAAUCUAACCUUGGUCUGUCUGUUUCUUGCUCACUUGGACCACAAGGUUGUCCAAGGCUGCAGUUUUCCUUCUGAGCUGAUCUAGGCAUUAUGUUCAACAAGGGGAUCCACAUCCCUGUGUCUGUUUUCCCACAUACCUGCAGCGGCCAUAUUGUUAAGUGCUGGAGUGGGAAAACUAGAGGUUGCUGGAUUCCAGCUUCCAUUAUCUCUCCAACCAUUGGGCAUGCCAUGGGCUGAGGUUGAUGGGAGUUGGGGCCUAGCAACAUCUAUGGGGCAACAGGUCCCCUUCCCUGGUUUAUUGCAACACGCUGUGUGACUCACAAUACAGUGGUACCUCGGCUUUAGAACUGCCCUGUUUACGAACUACAGUAGUACCUCAGGUUACAUAUGCUUCAGGUUACAUAUGCUUCAGGUUACAGAUGCUUCAGGUUACAGACGUUUCAGGUUACAGACUCCGCUAACCCAGAAAUAGUGCUUCAGGUUAAGAACUUUGCUUCAGGAUGAGAACAGAAAUUGUGCGGCCGCGGCGCAGCAGCAGCAGGAGGCCCCAUUAGCUAAAGUGGUGCUUCAGGUUAAGAACAGUUUCAGGUUAAGAACGGACCUCCGGAAAAAAUUAAGUACUUAACCCGAGGUACCACUGUAUUCAGUUUACGAACUCUGCAAAACCGGAAGUAAUGUCCCGGUUUGCGAACUUUACCUCGGUCUAAGAACGGAAUCCGAACGGUGGAAGGGCACCGUUGGCAGGAGGGCUCAUUAGGGAAAGCACGCCUCAGUUUAAGAAUGGUUUUGGUUUAAGAACGGACUUCCGGAACGUAAACCAAGGUACCACUGUAUUGAGUUUUUCAAUCAAUCCCCUUUCUGCAAAUGCCAAACUCACUACAAGGUAUUUGCCAGGCUGUAGAAGUACUUUUGGGCAGACAAACCCUGGUGGUCUUCAUCUGCUCAGACACAUCUGGGUGGACACAGCCAUCUCAGUUCCCACAUUCCCUGCUUCCUCUACCAGCUGGGACAGCUUCUCCUGUUCUGUCCUACAAUGCCCCCUGCUGCCAGGUUUCCAUUUUACACCAGAUGGGGCCUGGCUCCUCCUCCUCCAACCAGCACCACCUUGCAGCUUUCUCUCACCGUCAACAUACCCAAGGGGGGCACUUUGGAUUGCACCAUUCCCUAAAUUAGAAUUAGGAAUUGUGCCUUAACAAUGGCUACUUUAUUUUCUAGCCGGCUGGUGGCACCAGACGUCAUUGUUCCUGAUGGGAUAGGAGAGAAAUUCGGAUAGUUUUACACCUAAUUCCAAGUUUGCAUCCUCCUCCAGUUUGUCCUAGCCAAAUAUUCUCCUGCGCCCCCUUGUGGCAGGGAAUCAGGAACUGCAAGUCCAGUAGCUCUUAAAAGCUAGAAGGGAAUGUGUGCAGUCGUUACAGCGUAGCAGUGUAUAGACACAUGCCAACUUUGCAGCAGCUCCUUGCAGCCCUGGAUUUGAUGCAUCUGAUUGCCCGGAGAUGAAAGCGAUUCUAGACAGGUCCUCAGUCAACAAAAUGGAAUGAAUCGCAGUAAUUUGGGCUUUACAGGCCUGUUUCAAUCUUAAGUCUUGAGCUCUUGGAUUCAGUUUUAAAGAAAUGUUCAUUGGAAAUGUACCACCUAAAUAACUUUCCCAAGUGGAAUCUGCAAGUAGGGUCCUUAAGAAUCCUGUCUGUGGGUUAGAUUCUGGUAAAGUCACAUAGAAAGCUGAUUCCUGUCUUAACUUUUAUUUACAUAUGUGCUCACUGAAUCACUUUUAACAUGUGAAUCCUGGAGCAGAAAGGAGUUAGAAACUGGUUAUACGAUAGAAGUGUUCUACUUAGGAUUGCUCGCUCACCCCGGGCAGUUUUCCUGACAAGCAGAAAUCCAGCAACUAGAGAUUUCCCAUCUCUACACAUCUCUCUUGGGGGAAAGCAUUACUGUUGAAUUCCUCUCUCACACACAACCAUUACAGGCACAGAAGCCCUAAUGGGAGAAGGUGGGUGACAGCUUUUAACAUCAGAAUGUUCUUCCUGAAGUUUAGUCGGAAUCUCUUUUCUAGUAACCUGAAGCCAUUGGUUCCAGCCCUUCCCACUGGAACAGGAGAAGAAAACAAGCUUGCUCUACCUUCCAUGUGACAGCCCUUGAGAUAUUUAAAAAUGAUUAUCAUAUCUUUUCUCAGUCUCCUUUUUACCAGGCUUAACAUACCCAAGUCCAUCAACUAUUCCUCCAGAUCCUUGAUCAUCCUGGCCACCCUGCUUUGCAAACGUUCCAGCUUGCCAAUAUCUUUCUUAAUUUGUGACACCCAGAACUGGACACAAUACUCCAGGUGUGGUCUGACCAAGGCAGAAUAGAGCAGUACUAUUACUUCUCUAGAUCUGGACACUAGACUAACAGCCUUAGCUCCCCCCACCCUUUUUAUGCCACUGUUGCCUCACAUCUGUAGGAAUCUCAGCGUGACCAGGAGCAGGCAGGCUAUAACUUUGCAAUAAGUGUGGCUCUUCCACUUACACUGACGCCCUCCCCAGCCCAGCAUCACCAAUGGUUUCUUCUCUCUUCUUCCCCAGGAUGGAGUCUACAGAAAAGUGUGAAGCUAUCAUCACGCACUUCAAUGGCAAAUAUAUCAAAACCCCUCCAGGGGUCCCAGGUGAGAAGCACAAUUGGCUAUGAGGGUUGGGUGGUGGUUGGGAGCCUGGCAGCUAAGACUGUCUCAGGAGGAUGUGUGGACUGCUCUUGUGAGGAACAGCGAGGAAGGAUUCUGAGCCAUUUUCUGCAUGCCGCGGAGUCAAGCGAUAAAGCUUUUCCAAUGCUGUAUUGUUUUGAAUAGCAUGGAAUGGAAUGGAAUGGAAUGGAAUGGAAUGGAAUGGAAUGGAAUAGAAUAGAAUUUAUUAUUUAUACCCUGCCCAUCUGGCUGGGUUUCCCCAGCCACUCUGGGCGGCUUCCAACAGAGUAUUAAAAUACAGUGGUCUGUUAAACAUUAAAAGCUUCCCUAAACAGGGCUGCCUUCAGAUGUCUUCUAAAAGUCUGGUAGUUGUUCUUCUCUUUGACAUCUGGUGGGAGGGCGUUCCACAGGGCAGGUGCCACUACUGAGAAGGUCCUCUGCCUGGUUCCCUGUAACUUGGCUUCUCGUAGCAAGGGAACCGCCAGAAGGCCCUCGGCGCUAGACCUCAGUGUCUGGGCAGAACGAUGGGGGUGAAGACACUCCUUCAGGUAUACAGGACCGAGGCCAUUUAGGGCUUUAAAGGUCAGCACCAACACUUUGAAUUGUGCUCGGAAAUGUACUGGGAGCCAAUGUAGGCUUUUCAAGAGACCUACAUUGCAGUGCAGUUGGGAAACUGCAUGUCGUGAUUCCCCCUCACAAAAUGCUCCUUUCCCCUUGCAGCACCUCCAGAUCCAUUGCUUUGCAAAUUUGCUGAUGGCGGCCAGAAGAAGCGCCAGAAUCAGGGCAAAUACGUGCAGAACGGGCGAGCCUGGCCACGGGAGAAUGACACGGUAAGGGAGGGGGCAGCAGGGAAUGGGGGGAGGCUGCAACAGUUGGAGACCAGUCCGUUAGCCACAUGCGGCAGUCAGCCCAGAGCUCAACAACCAUCUCGUAUGAACAUUUUGCUGCAUGUGUGAAACUGCAAAAACAGAGUGAUUGUCACACUCCUGGCUGGCUAUUUUGUGUGGCUGGUGGACGGCCUUUGGUUUAGUGGGCUGGCCAUAGGUUUUGCAGGCUUGGGGAUUAGACAUUCUCUUUAGGACAGGGGUGAGGGACCUCCAGUCCACAGGCCGAACAAAGCCUGCCAGCGCUCCCCAUAUUUUGGAAGCCACGCCCACCUGCCCUGCACCUGAGAUAAUACACGACGUUAGCUGUGGGGCAGGUAAGAGUGGAACUUCAAUUCAGAGCUUAAAGUGAGCUCAUUUUGUUCCUUUGAUGGAGCAAAGUGCGCUCCCACCUCCAUCUGUCAAUGAUGAGAGUGUGCUUUGAUCAAGGAAGGUAAAGCUGUUUCCAUUCAGUGGAAACCGCUCCUCCUUCCCAGUACUGCUCUUUGAAUGUCCAGAAACCAAACAGGCAGUGCUGGGUUGUAUGAAAGCCCUUCACGAGCUCUUUAAGCCUUCAAUUUUUGGAGGUUUAAGGAGUAUCACUGCACUGCUUACAAAGGGCUUUCAAACAGCCCUGUGCUGUGCUUUGAAGUCCCGACAAUUGGGGCUUCAAAGUGCAGGAUUGGUGAACAUUACUAUGAUGCCAGGUAAUUGGCAGGGGGACACCCACCUGCCCCAUUUGGCCUGCCAUGGGUUGGGGAGAUUAGGAUUUGGCACACUGGACAGAAAAGUUUUCCCGCCCCUGCUUUUAGGGUCCUGGCUGGCUGCAGGAGGCUACUUGAGGUGGCAUCAUCAGGGGUUCCACUAAGCAGGGCGAGGCUUGAAACCUGCCCCUAGGAAGGCACAGAAGCAGUUGCUGAUUGGUUGAGCUGGGAUCUUAGUGGGUCAGGAGAAUGGGAGGAGCCACGUAUGAACUGUCUACUAUUUCCAUGCAGGGUGGGAUGACCUUGACCUAUGACCCCACAACGGCACUACAAAAUGGGUAUGUCUUCUGCUUUCCCUGUUUCUUCACAUUGUAACCAAGAAAUAGUUUGGUAGGCAAUCGGGCCAUAGCCUUCAAGGAGACCUGGCAGAGUAAGAUCUGCAUAUGUGUGAGCUUAUGGGAAGGGCUGUACAUUCAGCCUCCUCUGAAGCUGUAUGAAGCAAUUCAACGAUUUCUCCCCAUACCCUCUGCAGGUUCUACACAACACCCUACAGCCUGGCCCCUAACAGGAUGAUUGCCCAGACUGCGCUCUCUCCUUAUCUCCCGUCACCUGUUUCUUCCUACCAGGUAACUUCUCUCUUACUCUUACCCCCAGCUUUGUAUGUAAUCAGCACAGUCCUUGAUUUAAACAUCUACUGUCAUAGAUCUGUUUUGGGCCUACGAGUGUGAGCUGCAAAUCUGGAAGCCUUUGCUUCAAAUCUCACCUCAGCCACUUAUCUCACAGCCCUUUCCCUAUCAGUGAUAUGGGGAUAAUAAGACUGGUCGACUUUUAAGAGCUUUUUCAAGAAUUACUAAGUGAAAUGUGUUACUGAUAAUUAUCUACUUCUAUUACUCUCUGUAGGUUCACAGCCCGUCAUGGAUGCACCAUCAGUCAUACCUCAUGCCGCCCACGGUGAGACCCCUUCCUCCCAUAAUAUCCACCUGGAGUUCUUGUCUAAGGGCAUUUUAUUUGCAAGUAACACCCUUUCUGUUUGGAACAUAAACUUACUUGGAUGCAGAAUGCAGAGCAGAAGAGCCAGUUUAAAAUCAAACGUUCGUGAAGUUUGUAUUUUGCAAAUGCAGGAGAUGCAAAAAGCAUCGCAUGAGAGAGCAACCUAAAGCUUGAGGCCCUUGUCCAGUUCUGGUCCAGGAUAUUAGAUGACACCCUCUUUCCCCAAGGCUGGCUAGGUAUCCUCUGCACCCAGAAAGCUGAGGGGACCACGAUGAAUGUAGAGAAAACUUCACCCUUGGCUUACAGCCAGCAUACACCACCUAAUUAUUUUACAUCACAGAGGCUUCUUCUGACUUCACUUUCUUUGUCGUCAUCAUCUUCAUCAUCAUCAAAUUUAUACCCCGCCCAUCUAGCUGGGUUUCCCCAGCCACUCUGGGCAGCUCCCAACAGAAUAUUAAAAACAUGAUAAAACAGCAAACAUUCAAAACUUCCCUAAACAGGGCUGCCUUCAGAUGUCUUUUAAAAGUCAGACAAUUGUUUAUUUCCUUGACAUCUGAUGGGAGGGCGUUCCACAGGGCGGGCGCCACUACCAAGAAGGCCCUCUGCCUGGUUCCCUGUAACCUCUCUUCUCGCAGUGAGGGAACUGCCAGAAGGCCCUUGGAGCUGGACCUCAGUGUCCGGGCUGAACGAUGGGGUGGAGAUGCUCCUUCAUGUAUACUGGACCGAGGCCGUUUAGGGCUUUCAAGGUCAGCACCAACACUUUGAAUUGUGCUCAGAAACGUACUGGGAGCCAAUGUAGGUCUUUCAAGACCGGUGUUAUGUGGUCUCGGCAGCUGCUCCCAGUCACCAGUCUAGCUGUCGCAUUCUGGGUUAGUUGUAGUUUCCGGGCCACCUUCAAAGGUAGACCCACAUAGAGCCCCACCUUUAACUGCUGCCAGUGUCUCCUCUGCCAUGAGUUAUUCCAGGCUCUUUAUGGACACUUCCCUCUCUCCAUUACCUUAUUCCCACAAUAACCUCUCUCUCUCUCUUGUUAUUGCUAAGCAGGGCACAGUGCUGACACCUGCCAUGGACCAUGCGAUUUCCAUCCAGCCCACUUCCAUGAUGGGGCCCCUAACUCAGCAGCUGGGCCACCUGUCCCUCAGCAGUGCUGGCACGGUAAGUGUCUUCUUCCUCCUCUACCCUUGCCCCUUCUCGGAGAGGCUUUUGCCCUCAUCUCCUGUGCCUUUUUGACGUCUCCUCUCCCUCCGUCCCACCAGUACAUGCCAGCAGCAGCAGCUAUGCAAGGAGCCUACAUCCCCCAGUACACACCUGUGCCUUCCUCUAGUGUCGCAGUUGAGGUAAGAGGCCCUUUUGUUAUUUCUGCCUAAGUUGGGGGUGCAUGCCAGGCACCAAUAUAUCACACACACACACACAAACAAACAAACACACACACAUCACAGCUGGGGGCUGUUUUAUUAUUACUGAUCAUUAUUAUAAACGUUAUUUCUAGACCGUUCUUCAUCUGACAAUCGCAGGGCAGAAUCCUACACCAAAUACUACUGUAUUUUUCGCUCUAUAAGAUGCACCAGACCACAAGACGCACCUAGUUUUUGGAGGAGGAAAACAAGAAAAAAAAAAUCUGAAUCUCAGAAGCCAGAACAGCAAGAGGGAAAGCAGCAAUCUCUUUUGCUGUUCUGGCUUUUGGGAUAGCUGCGCAGCCUGCAUUCACUCCAUAAGACACACACACAUUUCCCCUUACUUUUUAGGAGGGAAAAAGUGAGUCUUAUAGGGCAAAAAGUAUGGUAUAUUGCAAAAUACAUAGUACAGUUGCACCUUGGAUCUUGAACGCCUUGGCUCCCGAACAAAAUUGGCUCCCGAAUUAUCAAAACCUGGAAGUGAUUGUUCCAGUUUGUGAACGUUCUUUGGAACCCGAACGUCUGACGGGGCUUCCGCGGCUUCCAAUUGGCUGCAGGAGCUUCCUGCAGCCAAUCAGAAGCCACGCUUUGGUUUCUGAACGUUUUGGAAGUCUAGCGGACUUCUGGAACGGAUUCCAUUAGACUUCCAAGGUACGGCUGUACAAAGUAUUUCACAGCAGGCACCAUCACAGCCAAUUCUGAAUAUUUUGGAAAAAGCUGAAUGCGGCGCACUAGGUCACUUUUUUUCCAGAAACCAGGAUGGGGGAGAAAAAAAUGCUUUCAAAAGAUGACUAAAGGCAAUACUGGCCAGUCAUCUCUCUAAUGGGAAGGAGUUCUGUAAUUGCUGUGAUGGCUUUGUUCUGGGUGCCUAUAACAGACAUGGCCAGCAGGGCCUCCCCACUCAUUUUAAAGCCCAGGUCAGAUGUACUGGGAGAGGCUGUCUGCCAUGUACAGUCAUACCUCGGGUUAAAGAUGCUUCGGGUUAAAUCUUUUCAGGUUGUGUCCCGCAGCGACCCGGAAGUAAUGGAACGGGUUACUUCCUGGUUUUGCCACUCGUGCAUGCGCAGAUGCUCAAAAUGACAUCACGCGCAUGCGCAGAAGUGGCGAAUUGCGACCCGCGCACACGCAGACAGGGGUUGUGUUCUGCUCAGGUUGCGAACGGGGCUCCGGAACGGAUCCUGUUCGCAACUAGAGAUACCACUCUAUUUGGGUCCUAGGCCGUUUGCAUCUUUAGACAACUGAAGACAAAACUUUAAAUCAGUCCCAAGAACCAGGGCCACUCCUGAAAGAUUCCACUUUGGGACAUCAUACAGCAGGCAUGGUAAACCUUUGGCCCUGCCAGGACUCUUAAUGUGCCCCACAAAGUUACUAUCCCCCAUCCAGGAACACACCUGUCACUCACCUGACAUCAGAUGAAGCUGAAGCUGCAAAGGAACAAUUGAGAGCCUUAGAGUGAGUUCCUGAUUCUGCCUUCACAAGUGUGGCUGGCAUAAGCCACCAUUAUACGUGGGGCAAGCUUUGCUCCUGGGGUUGGAUCAACGCAGGAACCCACUAGCAUUCAUUGCCAAAUUUAAAGGCUGCUAAGCGCAAGAUAUGCUCGCAAAGGAACAGUUGGGAGCGCAGGCUCCUGGUUGCCCCUUUACCAGUGCUGCUUGCAUUUAGCCCUAAACGGCCUCGGUCCAAUAUACCUGAAGGAGCGUCUCCAUCCCCAUCGUUCUAUCCGGACACUGAGGUCCAGCGCCGAGGGCCUUCUGGCAGCUCCCUCACUGCGAGAAGCCAGGUUACAGGGAACCAGGCAGAGGGCCUUCUCAGUAGUGACACCCGCCCUGUGGAACACCCUCCCACCAGAUGUCAAAGAGAACAACAACUACCAGACUUUUAGAAGACAUCUGAAGGCAGCCCUGUUUAGGGAAGGCUUUAAUGUUUAAUAGGCUAUUGUAUUUUAAUAUUCUAUUGGAAGCCACCCAGAGUGGCUGGGGAAACCCAGCCAGAUGGGCAGGGUAUAAAUUAUUAUUAUUAUUAUUAUUAUUAUUAUUAUUAGCACCAAAUACAAGACUUGCUUCUUUGACAAGGGGUUGGGCCCACCAGGUGUUGUGUGAGGUCAUGUGAUUGGCAGUCCUGCCGUCAAAUGUGAUUCAUGAAGGGUAGACCACAGUUGCAUCCAGCCCACCAACCAAAAAGGGAUUCCCCGCCCCUGCUGUAAAGUAACCCAGCUGCAGCAUUCGACGCUAGUUUCUGCUCCUGGGUUGCUUAGAACACAGUGCAGUAAUCCAAUCCUGAGAUUAUCAGAGAGUGGAUUAUAGUGGCCAGGCUAUCUUGGCCUAAGAACAGCUGUAGGGAUGAGGCACCUGUUUGUGUUUAAAAGAGGCAGGUGGGUGGGUGGGAGGGAGGAAUCCAGUGUGUAUACACACCCAGGGCUUUUUCCCCCUAGCCAGAACUUGCAGGAACUCAGUUCCGGCCCCUGUCAGGUGGAUGCCAUUGCCAUUCUAAGAGAACAAGGGAGAAGUUCACUGCGAGCUCCGGAACCCCUUUUCUAGAAAAAUAACACUGUAUACACCAUAAGUUUAAGGCACAUUUAAGCACCCCCUUCUGAAACAAUCUUAGGAUCUGCACAAAGCUACCAUUUCAGCACCCUUAACAAACUGCAGUUCCCAGGACUCUCUGUGUGUUUGUGUGUGUUUAACACACUUUAAAUUAUGGUGUGUACACAGCCCAGGCCUAGACACCAACCACCGUGUUCGAAGGCAAUGCUUGCACGCAUGAGAAAUAAGCCAAGUUCCUGAUCCCACUGCCAAAAUGGUCUGGCCUGUUUGGACCUUUGUGAAACCAUCUUCCUCCCCACUACUGCCCUCUGGCUUUAGGAGAUAUAAAGUACUGUGGUACCUCGGGAUGCGAACGGGAUCCCUUCCGGAGCCCCGUUCGCAUCCUGAACAGAACGUAAGGCGCGACUGCGCAUCUGCGCGUGCCAUGUUUCGACGCUUCUGUGCGUGCGCGUGACAUCAUUUUGACCGUCUGCGCAUGCACGAGCGGCGAAACCCGGAAGUAACGCGCUCCGUUACUUCUGGGUCGCCAGAGAGCGCAACCCGGAAAUGCUUAUCCUGAAGCGUAUUUAUCCCGAGGUAUGACUGUAUCGUUCUACUGAACCAUUUUAAGUUGGGGUAGGACUUUGGUUUCCAACUAAUGUUUAACAAGGAUCAUCUUUGUAGAGGGGGCAGCAAGAUCACAUUGCCUGCUGACUGCUCUUUUCCAUACGAGUGGAGGCCUGGCCAAAGGGCCCUUUAACCCUCUCUUGCCAAGCAACAGAGGCGGUGUCAACAUUUCUCUGCUUACACGCCUUAGCAGCAAACUCGUGUGUGUGUGUGUGCCACAAGGAGGAAAAUUAGAGAGAGCCGCCGAAAAACACAAUACGGGAAGUGAGGGGAUGGGGCGGAGAGCAAGGCUACACUAGGAGAUUGUCACAAGCUGUUUGGACACAGAGGAAUGGUGCGAGGCAGCAGCUGAGGAGCCCCCAAGGGAAGAAGGCUCAGAGCCCGGGAAUGGUGGUGGAACAACAAUGCGUUGUCAGAAGGACAAGACUAGGAGAAGGAGGAGCUGGCAACUGAAGAGGCAACAGGGCUCAAUGAGCAGGGAGAGUCUGUGGCCGAGAGAAGUCCAGAAUCAGGCAGAAGCUGAAGCAGGAGGGGAGCCAAGAGGCAAAGAUGAGACAGGCUAGUGAAGAGUCCUGGGGUCUCCAGCUUUUGCUGCAAUGAGCUCCUCUCCCCGCUGGUCUCCCGGAACCAGGAGAGGCAUGAAAAGGGCAGAAGAGAAGUUCACUUCCUGGAGGCACAGUCUCAGAUUGCUUGGGGGAAACUCUGGAGAGGAGGGGACUUAGGCAGCUGGGGGGAGGUGGGGAGCUUCAGUCUCCCCAGCUGCUUCAUGGGGGCAAGACCUACCAGAGAUGAGUCGCUGCGCACAUUAGGCCUGAUACACCCAUGCAGAUCCAAGUCGGCCUUGCUUAACUUGGUGGACCUGAUAGGUUCGGGAGGAAACGUGUUGUUGUUGUUUAGUCGUUUAGUCGUGUCCGACUCUUCGUGACCCCCUGGACCAGAGCACGCCAGGCACUCCUGUCUUCCACUGCCUCCCGCAGUUUGGUCAAACUCAUGCUGGUAGCUUCGAGAACACUGUCCAACCAUCUCCUCCUCUGUCCUCCCCUUCUCCAUCUUUCCCAACAUCAGGGUCUUUUCCAGGGAGUCUUCUCUUCUCAUGAGGUGACCAGAGUACUGGAGCCUCAGCUCCAGGAUCUGUCCUUCCAGUGAGCACUCAGGGCUGAUUUCCUUCAGAAUGGAUAGGUUUGAUCUUCUUGCAGUCCAUGGGACUCUCAAGAGUCUCCUCCAGCACCAUAAUUCAAAAGCAUCAAUUCUUCGGCGAUCAGCCUUCUUUAUGGUCCAGCUCUCACUUCCAUACAUCACUACUGGGAAAACCAUAGCUUUUACUAUACGGACCUUUGUUGGCAAGGUGAUGUCUCUACUUUUUAAGAUGCUGUCUAAGAUGCUGUGUUUUGUCACAGGAGAACAGUGGCCAGCAGAGCCAUGUGACAGUGGAGUCCCCAUCGGAUCAUGCUGCCUACUCGUACCAGUACAACAAGUAACAACAGGUAAGGUGGAAGUGGGGAGGCAUUGUGUGGGGCGUGGAAGGACAGCUCCAUCUCUCCCAGAGGGCAAAAGCAACAUCCGCCUAAGGCUUGGUUAUCAGCCAGUUCCGGGAGGGCUGGGGAUGGUGCCAGAGGCUGGACCACUUUGACUUGACCCCGGGGCCACAAGCGCAGCAGGGGCCAACUCAGGGUAGCACCCGCCCUCGUAAUUACCUCCACUUUCCAUCCUUCCAGCACCAUCGAGCAGCUCAGCUCUGAGCAUUCACUUCGAGGGAGACAACUUUUAUUUUUGUUUAAUUUGUGCUGCGUUUAGAAGAUGGAACCAUUUUUUUUUCCUGCAAAGAAAAAAGGUUGUUUUUGUUUUUGUUUGUUUUUUUAAAAAAGGAAAUAACCGCAAUAGACUUUUGACACCGAGGAACCAAAGGAGGUUAGCGUGGGGGUGGAAAGGCUAUGGCCCCCCGACCCUUAGAUGUACAGAUGGACUAAGGACUAUUUUAAUACAAGGAAAACAUUUUUGUGUGUGCGUGUGCGUGUGUUUGCGCGUUAAUUUUCUUGUUAACAGCAAAGUCAAACGCUUUGGAUGCCACAAAAUUCCCCAGAGAAGAACAAUUGUUAUUGUUUAUUUUUUUCCUCGCUCUCUUUUUUGGAAAGAUGGCUCUCCAACUCUGGGAGGAAUUUUUUUGCUCCUUUGAAUUUGUUUUAUUUUCUUUGGUCAUUUAAAAGAUUUUUUAAAGGACAAAUAUGCAAAAGUGUUUGGAUAUUUUUUGUUGUUUUAUAAGAAAAAAAAAUGCUCUGAGAAAGCCCCACCUCGCAGCUGUUAGGAAAAAAAAUCAAUGCAGACUUCUUCUUUUCUUCUUCCUUGGGGUGGGAGUGGGGAGGGAGUGGGGAUUUUGCUUUGAAAGGAUUAUUUUAUUAUUUCAAGAGGGUGAUUUUUUUUUUCUAAAAAAGACAAAUUUACAAAAAAACAAAAAAGGAAACCUACAAAAAAAAUCUACAAAAAAGGAAAACUACAAAAAAAAUAUAUGAACUUUUGACGGCAGCAAGAGGGGCUUGCAUAAAAACUUGUCAAGUUGGAGGGAGAUGAAGUGGCUGGUGGCUUUUGAUGAACGGACUAUUUUGCGGGGGGCAAAAGUUCUGCCCCAGCUGAGAGAGAGAGAGAGAGAAAAAGAGAAAGAAAGUUUGCUCCAGACCUCGAUUUCUGCCCUCUACCCUGUCCGAUGGGACCGGUUCUUGCUGGAUUGCUUUGGACUCUGUUUUGAGCUUCUGCGCAGACCCUUCUUUGCUUCCACACGGACUUCCCCCUCGCCCGCCCUGCUCUGGAUCAGGGGAACAAUAAACUGAUUGAGGAACCUGCUGCCCCGUGAUGUGUCGUCGCUUCCGGACUCUUGGACACUGAAUGGACGCAUUGCCAGCAACAGUGCUUCGCGCUCCUGCCCUCUCCUGUCCCCCCUCCCGACCCCCCCUUGGGACACACACACACAGUGCCUUCUGCUGCCUGCGGUCCGGACUGUGCUGCCGUAUGCCCCGCCUCCGACUCCUGCAUGCCUGUCAAACCCAGGUGCACACAGC